Messenger RNA from Pelobates cultripes (western spadefoot toad), 81358 nucleotides. The record is from the annotation of a GenBank genome assembly. Lineage: Eukaryota; Metazoa; Chordata; Amphibia; Anura; Pelobatidae.
AGCAGGUGGCAGCAGUGAGUCUGCAACGGAGAGAUCGACACCGUUCAAAAGCAAGUGGCACAAGACGGCAAAAAAAAAUAAAAUAAACCACUUUAAUCAAAGCAUUAGAAUCAGCAAGUGAUGGAGGGAGGACCCCGUUGACAGAGGCAGACUCACAAUGACCCCCGAAAUAUGCAAUCUACAUCUGAUGUAAAAAGCACCACACAACUAGUUCGAAGAGACCUGUCUGCUCAAGUAAAGUCUAACCAUGAACGAGAAGGAGGGUCGAUCGGCUCUGUGCUGAUCAGCUAAACAAGUCAAGUUCUUUUUUUUUUCUUGUGUAAUUUUAUUUAUUUAUUUAUUUUUCUUUUUUGAGGGCAAAGAGAGAAGAGAAUCGUCAUGUUCAGGCAAAACUGUGAACUGAUGGCAGUUUGAGUGAAGAUGGCGUAUGUACAGGUAGGUGCUGUCUGCACUGUUAUAUUGGGUUUUGAAUUCGAGGAAAUAUUUUUUUAUUUUUUUUUCUUGCUCCAAGAGCUUACAUGUCCCUACUUUCUGAUAAAGUAACUAACUGGAAGAUGCUUUGUCGAAGCACAAAAGAAGGAUUAUAGUAGACGAUGCUACAAAGAGAUUAACAGAUGGUCUGCUUCGUAAAAACACAAUAUUGUAGAGAAAAGACAGAGCACGAAGAAUGAGAUUAGAUGAGAUAGAGCUAGAGAUAUAGUGUAGUGUCUUACUAUCAAUAACUGUGUUUACUGAACUCUACACACUAACGUUCUAUUAUCUUCUACAUCGUUUUUCUGCUUUUUAACUCCAACUUUUCUGUUGUAGAAUAUAGGCAAAUGGGUAUUUUAUUAUCAAAGAUAAUUGUAUCUCAUAUAGUAAAUUCAGAUCAUAGUAUAUCACAGAUAUUAAGAACAUUGUAUGCAGUCUCAGAGGGCAAAAAGCCAGGAUUAUUAUCGAAUAAAUUACAAACUACAACUGCAGAGCAUCUGCUCAGCUAAUCUCUUUUGUUUUAUAUUAAUAUUUUGCAGCCAGCAGACAGAAAAUGAGGCUUGACGUGUAAAUAGCUUCUUAAGUCAAUAAUUAUUUUUCCAGUUCAAAGAGUUAACCUUUGGAGUGCCAGGGGAUUGCUUGUACACCGCUGUGGUGCUCACAAGAGGGGCCCCUUUGAAAGAGACAGUUAGGGUAGCAGCAUAUUGUACUGUGAAGGGGUUAAAGUGAGAUUUUAUUAUAAAACUAAUUGUUAUAAAUGCAUAUUUUUUAUUUGUUUAUUGUAAAAAAAAAAAAAAAAGAAUCGAACCCCGGAAACGAAUGUUAAUUGUAUUAUUUUUUUUCUCACAAGACUAAUAGAGCUGUGAUACAUUUGUGCCUGUCGGUUCCAAUAAACAUUGCACGGGGACAUUAUUCCUGAUUUGUGUCACUAGUUUUCAUCUAUGAUGGGUGGGGCUCAGAGUUUGAGUGGAAGUGAUAUUGAUGCACAAACAGUGGACGGUGAUUGAAGAUCAACAGUUGUAUAUGACGGCCGAUCAUCAGUAAAACUUGUUAUGAAAUUAUGCGUUUUCGUGUUUGGAACCCAGUCGCCACAGCUCAGCCUUCAUUAACAAAUAUAGCAGAGAAUUGCACUGUGAGAUUUAGUUAGUAAACACUGAAUUGAAGUCGAACUGCACAAUUUAAGCCAUUGUAGCUGAUUUGAAAUGGAUUUAAAUUUUGCAAUUCAUUUUAAAUUCUCUACAGGUUGAUGUUUAGUGAUUAAAAAUGUAUAACGUGGGGUAGGUGAACCACUCACUCAAAGUAGGCGGUCCCCACUCCACUUGAGAGGACCUCCAGGAAUGAAAAUAUCAUUGUAGUGGUAUAAACCUUUAUUGAUCUAUAUAGCGAAUCAGGAACUAAUGAGUACAAAAAUGAAAUACAAAAAUAAGUUUAAAUGUGCAAACCCAAGUGAUGUAGAAAAAUCAAAUAAACCAUACUAGUACACCUUUAAAAUCUGGGAGAGUUUGUCUCAAGUAUCAAAUUAAUAUAUUAGAGGAACCUGUGUACAUGCACAAUAGAUCCUUUAGUGGAUUGGUAAACAAAUGGUAACCUCUGAAAUAAAUAAAUAGUAAUUAGUUCUGAGAAAUAGAGAGACUGUAGUAGAGUGUUAGUCUCGCAUUAUGUAUCAGCUUCACUCUAUUGUGAAUGUUGAAGGAUACAUAAAAUUGAACAAAGUUGCUCAUAUAAUGUAUAUAUUAAGUCCUUAACGAUAGUAAAUACACAAUCCUGCGUUUAGCAGGUGCAGACAACACAAUAAACCCCCAUCCAGACAGCACAUACCUUAAACCCACAUGGACUCCAAGGUUGGAGGGGGUUAAAUAUCGAUGUAGUUACUGAGUAGAUGUACGUGUAAUUGGGGGUAGCUGAUUUACAAAUACCCGCCAAAAGCUGAGUUAUCACACAUCUAUCCCCCCGUAACUAAUAGGUAGUACCCUCGUGCCUAUAGUGGUAAAGACCAAGAGAUAGUACCAAAACCCUCCAAGUCGAAAAAGGUCUAAGUCCUAAUAAGGUUUAUCCCACUACAAUGAUAUUUUAAUUCCUGGAGGUCCUCUCAAGUGGAGUGGGGACCGCCUACUUUGAGUGAGUGGUUCUCUCACUCCACUUUAUAAAAAUGUUUUCUCUCUCUAGUAUAUCCAGGGUUCGUGCCCUUGAGUACCUCCAUAACCUUCUCUGGGGUUCAAUGUUGACUAGUUCAACAUUGUAGCCUACCCUUUUUUUCCUUUCUACGUUUAGUGAUUAAAACCCUAUGUUUACAAGCUAACUUUACUUUGUGAUUUAAUCACUAGACACAUAAUUGCAGUGAAAUGAAAAUAGAAUUGCAGACCAAUUACCCUGUCACAAACAGCUUUUGCUAACUAACGAUAAGACAAUUUACCUUUCUGUAUUCCGUCACCACAAACCUUGUUUUUGCUAAGAACAGAAGAUGACAGUUUAUAUUGUGGACACAGUGACCACAAACCAAUCUUUGAUAACAACACAUUAAUGGCAGUUUCAAUUUGUGCGCCCCGUCCCCAGAGAACUACCUUAAGGACACCAGACGAUCACAAUUGCACAUUGUGUACUCAGUCACCACAGAGCCGGGUUUUAUAAACAACAGAUGACAGUUUCAGUUUCAGUUUUGUGUACUCUGUCACCACAAGUCAGCCUUACUAACAACAAAAUAUGACAAUUUCUCAUUAUGUACUCAGUCACCACAGAACAACCCUAAAGAGCCGGGAAAACACUGUGUUAUUAGUUUGCAUGCCCAGUCAUUACAACACAACCUUUAGAGAACAAAAAAAAAUGGUUUAUCUUUUUAUUGCUGGUUACUUGAUUGCUAAUUUUUCAGCAACAUUAUGUACAUAUUUGUUAAAUAAAUAUUGUUUACACAAACUUGGCAUUUUAAUUAGCUACAACUGAACGGUAAUUAUUUUUAAAAAAAAUAAAAAAUUAAAAGGUGUGCCUACCCUAAAAAUGAUUCAAAUGGGCUCUGUUACGUCAAUAUACCUUUUUUUAGGUCCACCCACAACUAGACCACUACUAUCCCCCCCAAUUUAAUUAUGUAUUUAAAUUUCCUCCCCAAAUCAUCCUAUAUUCUUCAUGGUGCCGGAUCUUUAUUCCAGACACCGUCAUCUUCUAAUUACUGGCAAUGACGCAACAUUGCUGCCUUCUUUUGGCCAGAGUACACAACGAUAUCAAAUUCCCAUGCAUGGUCAAUAGAGACCAGUACUAUGCGGUCAUGUGGGAAGGUGAUCUUGCAAGACAAUAUAGAGAAAAGACUGGGAUGGAAAGGUGAGUAUUGGGAGAAAAGUUUACUUAAAGUGGCACUGUCAUGCUGAACUUAUAUUUCUCCUAUUGUUUCCUCUUAUCUUCCUCUCUCAAGAUCUGUUCUUUUCUUUAUUUCUGAUCUAAUUUUCUUUAAAACAUAAGAAAAAAUAGGGACUACUUUGUCUUACAUAUUUUGCCUGUGCCUGACUUUCUCUGACCCAAGGAGAAGUAAGCUCCUUUUCCUGUGUCAGAAAAAGUACUCACCCUUCUCCUUGACACAGGAAAUGGAGCUGACGUAAGCUCCUUCUUGGUUCAGAGAAAGUCAGGUGUAGGAAAAAUACGUAACACAAAGUAGCCCCUAAUUUGUCUUGUGUUUUAUAGAAAACUAGAUCAGAAAUAAAGAAUAGAAGAACAGAUUCUGAGAGAAGAAGAGGAGAGGAAAUAAUAGGAGAAAGGUAAGUUUGGCAUGACAGUUCCGUUUUAUCAAAGGAAGUGGAGCUUCCUUAAGCUCCUCCUUUUGGUCAAGAUUGUCAAACGGAGGACAAAUACAUAAGGCAAAGUAGUCCUUUUGUCUUAUGUUUUUUAAGAGAAAUAGAUCAGAGAGGAGAAAAAGAAGAAUGGAUUCUGAUAGAGAAAAGGAAGAGGAAACAAUGGGAAAAGGUAAGUUUGGGGUGACGGAGCCACUUUAAUUUAGGAAUAGGGAAAUAAUGUUGAAUCAAAACAUUUAUUUGAGGGCAAAGUAUAGGAAAAUACUAAAAGAAAACACAAAUGUGUACAAGGGAGCUAAAACUGCACAUUCAUUAUUUGGUACAGUCUUGGAGCUUGUAGUUAGUCAUUGCCAAGCAACUAUCUAACCAUAAUCAAAUGUAAUCUAAUCUGUAACUGAGCCUGUAAUGUCAGAGAGGCUCCGAGAGCGUCUGUUUCACUGAUUCCCUAAGACAAUGAUCGUGAGUAUUUCUAAAUGCAUGUAAACCCAGAUUGUUUUGCUUUUUUUAACCAGGGACAUAGACCGGCUCAUUAUAUUUUUGUAUGCAAUGUUACUUUGUUUUAGAUAUUGAAUAAAUCACUUCUACGCGGAUUUGUAGGAAGGAAUAUACUGAAUAUCUGUCUUUAUAGCAGAGCGAGAUAAUUGCAGUUUUUCCAUGCAAUAUGUAGAAAAAAAAAAUCACAAUAUUUUGACUAUGCUGUCUACUGUUCAGAUCCUAUUGCAAUCAUCCUAUUUGUGCAGCUCCCGUGGAUAUCUGCCUGUCAUUUAUCGCUGUAAGAAUAAAUAGAUCGAAUAAAUGGGUAUUGGAGCUGGAUAAUUUAAUACUCACAAUAAGAUUUAAAAUUGUUGUGGCUCCUGGCUGGGAUGUAUGUAUAUAUUAUUGAAUAGAAGACAAUUUGUUGGUUUCUCAACAAUAUGCGUUUACAUGAUUGCUCUGGGGGAGCAGGGGUUAAUCCAAGAUGAUUUCUGAGAAAAGCAGAUAUUACAUUAUGUUGUGGAAAUCACUUGUCAUCUUGGGGAGAAGAUUCCAUUUUUAUAUUUAGUCAAGGUUCUGGCAUACAGUGAUUGUAGUGUCUCUUUUUCAAACUCUUCUGUUAAAAUAUCUUACAUUUUGAUAAGUGUGAUCUCAGAAAAGUGUUCCUUAAUGCUUGAUAUCUUGUCCUUCAUGGCUUUUUACUGGGUGCAGUCAGAGUCCCCUUUAUUCUUGCUUCCUUGUGAUGAUUCCUGGAGAAUCGAUUGAAGGUGCAAGAGAUGACCUCAUUAGGUGCUGGUCUUUACUUUAGUGGAGAAAUAAGUAGAGUGAGGAACAUUGAGAAACAUGUGGAGAGGGGACCAGUGAGAAGCAAGAGGAAGGGGAACAAUGAGAAACAAGGAGGAACACAUGGAAAGGGGGCAGUGAGGAACUAGUGAAAAGAGGAACAUGGAGGAACAUAUGGAGAGAGGAUAUGUCAUGAUAAAUACCCAAACACUGCGAUAGUUGUAUUAUUGCAUCUUAGAAUGGGCUUAACCUAUAAAACAAAGAGAGACAGAGUCCAAUUACUAGCCAAGGUCAGGGUUACAGAUAGGCGGAUAAACUAUAGGUACUAGAAAGGUCAGAGAUACAGAUAAUCAGAAAAUAUAGAACAAGUCGGGUCAAGAACGCAGAGGCACUCAAUAUUCCUAUAAACAAGCCAAGGUCAAAACCAGUAAACACACAGAAGACUUAAGAAACGCACUGAUGGGAGCUGAUGCAAACAAUCCCAAACCAGAAGUGAUGUUACACAAAUUGUCAUCACUUAAGGACAUGCACUUAUAGCAGGCAGUGUCCAAAUUGGCCUGCUGAAGCAGCUUGUGGGUCUGAACAGCGCAUUCCAUGUGCAUGACCUGCUAGAAACACGGAACUGGUGGCAUUGAUCGGGUAAGAAUUGUUACUGGAUAGUGGGGAACAAGUGGAAAGGGGAUCCAUUAGGAACAUAUGGAGAGGGAACAGUGAGGAACAAGUAGAGCUGGGAACAAAGAGGAACAUAUGAGAGGGGACAGUAAGAAUCAAUUGGAAAGGGAAAAAGGGAAGAACAUAUGGAGUGGGGAUAGUGAGGAACAAGUGGGCAGAAGAAAACAAUGAAGAGGGGAACAAAGAUGAACAUAUGGAAAGAGUAUAGUGAGGAACAUGGGGAGAGGAACAAAUAGAGAGGUAACAGUGAGCAUCAAGUUGAGAGGGCACAGUGAGGUACAAAUGGAGAGAGAUCAGUGAGCAACCGUCACGGCCCCCGGCUCGCCGCCAUGUGCGUCCGUGCCCGACCGGCACGACCUGCACCUAUUCACUGAGCUUACCUGCUCAGCGGCAAGCUGGGAACCGCUCCUCCAUGCCGCUCGGUGAAAUCCAUGAUGGCGCCGACCAUGAAGUCGCGUCCAUCCAUGGCUCUACCCCCAAUAUUAUACGAACGUGCGCGCGACGACGUCACAACGUCAACGCACGCACACGUUCUGGGGUCAGAGGUCACCCUCUGACCAAUCAGAGCCUAGAGAGGGAUAUUUAAAUCCCUAAUUCACUCCAGUUCCUUGCCCUGUUGUGGUUUCCUGUUCCUAGUUCCCUAGAGUGCGUUUAUCUUUGUGAAUAUUACUCCCUGGUAUCCUGAUCUUGGCUUUUCCCUGGUUAUUCCGAAUUCUGGUUCCCCUGACUUGGCUUGUUUAAACGGUAUCUGAGUAUUUCUGGCUUCGUUGACCUCGGCUUUCUCUUUGAUCAUUCUCUAUCUCUAGCUAUUAGUCCGGCCAUUCUAAGGUCCAGUUUACGCUCUGUCCUUUUAUUUCCUUUCCUUUUUUUAUGUAUAUGUUUACAUAGUUUCUGCGUGUUGGACCACACUAGCAGCCGUGACAGCAACUUGUGGAGAGGGGGACACUGAGGAGUGAAUGAAAAGUGAAACAGGAAAGAGUGUAAAGGGAGCAGUGAAUAACAAGUGUAGAAGGUUUUUUUAUUUUUAUCACACUUUUAUCACACUUGAUCACCAGGGAUAAUUAAAAUGUGUUGCAGGGCCUCCAGCUUACUAUCAACAUUAUAAAUGUUGAUUAUAAAUAUACAAAUGACUGAGAGGUGCUUUAAUCUUGGAGAGUGUUUUGGGAUAUGGUUUAGGUUUGUUUCCAUGAUUGAAAAUCUUUCAUGACCAAAUGAAUGCUGUUGGCUUGUGGGGAAAUAGCAUCUUAGCUGUCACUAAGAUGUCCAACACUGCACAUCCAUCUCUUUAAUGAAGUUUCCACAACUAUUCCUGUGCCUCUCCGCAUGCAUAAUUUUCUGGAACAAUCUAUUAUUUAACAUUGACUUCACUUGGAGAGGUCUAUAUAAAACUGUUCCUCACAUUGGUCUGGACCUUUCUUCUCCUUAAUGGUGUGCACUUACAAUGUAUGUAUUUUUGUAGAGACAUACCUUUUUCUCUGUUUACUGUGACUUCUGUACAUAUGUUUUGUUUUCAUUCUUCUAUAUUUGCUGCUCAUACUGAUGGUUUGGUUAGCGUAAUAGGUCACUUUAGUCACCAAAACAACUUAAAAGGACACUAUAGUCACCACGUUGGCUUACCUCGUGUCCGCCUAAAUCACCUUAGUGCAGACUGAACUGUUGGGUCGUCGGUCCAUGACCGAGGGCCUGACAGUGAGAGAGGGUCCGGUAGCUUGCCCAGUAUGCUGCAGAGUGCGAGGCCCCUCCACAUGGUCUGCCAGUGCAGAACUGCAGAUCAUGUGAUGUGGUUCUCGUAAGCUCACAGAGCAUUGCCACGGGUUACCACUGCAACACUCUGACCGGAGCUUGUGAGAACGAGGUCUGCAGCUCUGUGUUUGGCGGAGCUGCAGACAGGAUAGUUAUCCCACUGGAUCACCAGGGACUGCGACCACUUGACCACCAGGGACUGCAACCACCGGACCACAGGACCACCAGGGACUUACAUAAAAAAGGUAUUUCAGUGUGUGGAGGCUUGUCACAGCCUCCACACUCCUUGCCCCCACACUGCCCCCACAUAUACUGCCCCCCACACACCCUGCCCCCUCACACUGACCCCCACAUAUCCUGCUCUCCCACACUGACCCCUAAACAACCUGCCCCCCAUGUACCCUACCCCACAUACACUGCCCCCCACAUACCCGGCCCCCCACACUGCCGCCCACAUACCCUGCCCCUCCACAGUCAUACACCCUGCCCCAGCACACUGUCAUACACCCUGCCCCCCUACAAUGUUAUACACCCUGCCUCCCACACUGUCAUACAUUCUGUCCCCCACACUGUCAUACACCCUGCACCCUAUACUGUCACACACCUUGCCUCCCCACGCUGUCAUAAUCCUCCACACACCCCCACACUGUCACCUUCUUUCACACUGCCCCCCAAAUCUGUCACCUUCCUCCACACUGUCACUCACCCACAACCUUCCCCACAAACUGUCACCUUCCUCCACACUGUCACCCUUCCACACACUGCCCCCCCAUGUUGUCAGUCCCCAACAUUGUCACCGAUACAUACAGUCACCCCUCCUAAACACUGCCCCCCACACUGUCACCAACACACAAACUGUCACCGCUCCCACACACUGCCCCUGCACACACUGGCACCCUCCAACAGACUGUCACCCUCCCAACACUGCCCCACACAUUCUCACUUACCCACUGUCACAAUUCCACGCACAUACAGUCAUCCCCCACACUUUCACCCUCCAACACACACACUGUCACCCCCCACAUGCUGUAAUGCCCUCUUCACCCACACACACUCACAUUAACCUCUCCUAAUCUUGUCAAUCUCACCCCCUACCACAAUUACCUGCCCUUGCUCUUCCACAUUCACCCUGUCACAUUAACGCCUCUUAUCCUGUCACACUUUCUUCCCUUCAACCUGUCACACUCACCCUGUCACAUUAACGCCACUAAUCCUGUCACACUUUCUUCCCCUUAAUGUGUCACACUCCAUCCCUCAACCAUGUCACACUCACCACCCAACCCUGUCUCAUUAAGCCCCUCACCCAGACACAGUUACCCCUCUGCGCACCCUGUCACACCCUGAAUACAUUGAUCAUACACACAAUCAUGGUCACAGGCACCCCCCCUCCAAACACACAACCAACAGCAGUCAGCUACCUCAUACACAUACAGUUCCAUAAACAAACGUACGCAUGCUCGCAGAGACCUACAUUCACAAACAAGGAAUGUUAAAGGAUUAUAUAAUGUGUGGGGGAAAUGUCUGUGAGUUUUCUUAUCUGUAUUUUUAUUAUUUUGUAGGUGAUUAUUUUAAAAGCUUUUUUUUUUACCCAAUCAAAAUUUUAAUUUCUGUUUGCAAUAACCCCUGCACACAGGCACUUCUGUAUACAUGACUGACAGGCUAUGCAACCAUACACGGCAAUCAUGUAUAAACAAUCAGCAUCACUGCAAAUUAAAUGUUUGCAAAUUAUGCCAUAACUACAGUCAGAGAGCUCACAACACAGCGUCACAGGGAGCCGCGACAAUGCAAGCCUCUGAACAAUGAAUAAAUGAAACCAGCGCUGCAAGCCUGUCUUUAAAUACAACUACAGCUCAUUAUACACACACAUUGCAACCCCUAUAUAUUUUUUUUACUAUAAGUUUUAGUGGGAGCCUCAUGUUUGAGUUUGGCCUAAGGCCUCACAAAGUCUAGAGCCGCCACUUGGGGGCGGAGCCUAACUGUGAAGUUGUGCAGACGAGUGCUGAAUGAGCUCUUGCACUUGGCACAUUAUUAUCUUGAUUUACUGCAGUCAGACUCUUUACCCACAAAAUCGAUUAGAUCAUAAAAGGGAAUCUUUGGCAUACUGAUCGAGACCAGAUUUGGUGAUACCCUUGUCCAGAACGCCCACUGCGGCCUUUGUGCACGGACGGCAGGGGAGAGACAGCUGCUCUCAAAACGCAGAAACUGGCUAGCUUACUUCGACAUCUCUAUCAUUGGAUUCCCUUCUUGCACUUGUUUUUAAAUCUUCAUCCUAUAGCACUCUAGUGUCCCCUUCUGUCCCUGUGGUGUCUUUUCUAUUUACAUUGCACUUCUAUAUUCAUCCAUACCCAUACCUAGUAGCCACUUUUCCAUAUUAUGUUUCUUCUGUCUCUAAUUUUUCUUUUUAUCUCAUUCACCUUCGAUUGCCUAUAUGUGCACAUCUUGUGACUCCUAAGAAGUGAACCCUGCAUUCAGGGCCGGUGCAAGGAUUUUUGCCGCCCCAGGCAAAAAAAAUAAUUGCUGCCCCAUUUGCUCCACCCACUCAUGCAAACUGACAUACACUGACCCAAACAGACUGAUGCACACGCACUGACCCAUGCAAACUGACCCACGCAGACUGACACACACACACUGACCCACACAGACACACACUGACCCAUACAGACAAACACUGACCCAUACAGACACACACUGACCCAUAUAGACAAACACUGACCCAUACAGACUGACAUACACAAAUUUUUCACAAAUACAGAUUCCCCAUUAACCCACUUACCUUUCUUAAUAUUUGACUGCUUGUCACGUGUUCCUGGCCGCUUCCCUGCGCCUGGCCGCCUUCAUUGUGUGUCAGCCCCGCCCCUGCUAUGAUCCCACCCACUUGUCCCCACGUACAAGGCAAGGGACAGGAGCGAGGUAUUAAAGCUCCAUCGUGGCAAUGGGAGUGCUUCUGGGGGGCCUGGCUGAGCAGGCUGAAGUGGGCGCCGCCAGACCAGUGUUACACCGGGUGCUAGUCAGCAGACAUGUAAGUGUCCCUAGCGCCCAGUAACAUGGCCGGCGGCACGGUUUUUAGAAUUAGUAAAACAUAGAUUGGCGGCCAAAUGAGCAGAGCAGUAAAGCUCCUGCCGGCGCUCCCCUUUAAACAGCACCCUAAGCGGCCAUCUAGCUGGCUUAUAAGAAGCGCCGGCCCUGCUUGCACUCACAUCAUGUGUAGACUUACGCAGUUUACAUAUUCCAGGUGGCAAUGUUCAAGCACAAGUGAUACAGUGUUCAGUUGUACUAACAUUCUAAUUAGAGGUCCAUGGAGAAGGUUUACUCCAGACCACCAUAGGACUUUUAGUACUGUCACAGCUGCAUCCCUUGGGUUGGAGGGUCUGACUCUUAUCACUAUCAGCCAUCACCCAAACUUCAGAGAACGCCAUUGUUUGAAAACUUUGCAGCACCACUAUUCUGCUGACUCGGGACGCCAAGCAUUUCAAAUAAGGUCUGGACUUUCUUAUGGCUAAAUUUGUGAUUUUUAAAGGACGAAUUAUACAUGACAGAUGGAAUGCUUUUUUCUUAUAUUUUUAUAUAUAUAUUUAAUAUUGAUUGAAUAAAAUGUAUUUUUUAAUAUCAAUCUUCAGUGUGUUAAAUAAGGAGUUCAUGGUAUAUUGAUAUCCCUUUUUUUCUGUCUUUUACAUAUAUGUGGAUCUAUGUCAUGAAGUGGACAACUUAAGAAAUUUAUUUGGGAAGCAAAAAAUGGGUCGCAAGAGUAUUUAUUUGGGAAACCUUAACUGGACUUUUAUUACAUUUUCUCCACAUUACUUGCUUUAAUUACCUUUUUCUGUAUUUUUUUUGUAUUGCUUUGGAUAUAAGCAAUUGGCUAUAUACAAUGAUUUAGAAGAGAAGGGUUUAAUAGUUAUUUUGUCAAGUAUUGUAUAGAUUGUUAGGUUUCCUAUUUUCAUACCCUAUUCUCAUCUAUCUUUAUUUUCAAUCAGCGCUCCACCAUCAGCACUUUCUUUGCAUCCCGUGGGUUGCCUGAUUUACACCAGGAACUAAGCAAACGCAACUCUCGGUACUGGACCACUCCAUAGAAGAGAUGUUGUCACAGUGUGUCACCAUGAAACAGUAGCUUUGCAAUAUAUGCAAUUAGUAAUUUUUGUGUCUUAGUCAGAUUAAGCCGCUCAUAUGAAAAGCAAAUUCUGUUGCUCAUUCCAAAUAUAAAAAUCUUAACAUAUGUACAAGUCGAAAAUUACAUUUGAGGCGUAGGAGGAACGUUCCCAAAAUUUCUUGUGACAUUACAGACUAAGACAAACUGUCAGAAUCGAUUGCGUGGUGUAAACACUUCCAUGCGAAGCUAUGUGCUUUUAGAAUUCACUAUGCCUUUUUUAUUAUAAAAUUAUAUAUUAUUAGAUGGUACGUCUCAGCACUUGGUAGAAAGUGGUUGCAACUGCAGUUUGCUUCACAAAACUGACACAACUGUGACUCUCUUUAAUCUAGUGUGGAUUUUCAGAAAUGCUCUUCCACCAAUUGGUGAAAAAAAUGCUAUAGGACACCUUUCAACAAGGUGAGACAGACUGUUCUGACACAUUUUAGGUGACUUAUUAAUAAUUUAAGAAACGAAAGUGUAUUAAGAACAAGAAAAAUGCAUCUAAUUUACACUGGUUUCUAAACACAUUUAUUGUAGUUUAAUGACGCAACACCGUGAGUAUUAUUGUUGUGGAGCUUUGUUUUACACACUAACACACCAACAAUAUAGAGUUUCUAGAAAAAAAAGAGACAUUAUGGUAGAAAACAGAGACAGAGGGAUUUUCCAAAAUAGGGACAGUCCCUCCUAAGUACGCUUGCAAGGUAUGCUAUAGGAAUAUUUAAAACCCCAAUAAAUGGACUCAUAAUUAACCUCACGCACAUACUACACGUAAUUUCGGGCUUGUCGAAAAUGUCACCUACAUAUUUUGAUGUUCAGACACACACAUACAUAUUAGAGUAAAAUGCAUUAAUUUAACUUUUAGUAUCACAAAAAUAAAGCAAAUAGGUCCUGGAGCUGUAGAGAGCUUGCCUUCCUUGGCGAUAGCCCAGAUGAUACACUAUACAGAUCUAAAAUAGGACAGGCAGGGAAUUAAAAAACGGUGUCCCCUGACUUUACCAGUGUACUAUGUAAUAUGAUCCUAUAGCCCUGGGAACAUUGUGCUCUCCCUUAUGAGAUAUCUGAUAUUUAAUUAUAUUACAUUUUCCACCAGUUAUUUGCCUUCUGCAUGGUGGGUGAUGUAAUCUGUGUAUUGUUCUCUAGAAUGCAUGGCUUGGCUGAUUCAAUUCAGUAUGGAGUGCAAAUUGUAGGGUAGCAACAGAUCAUAAAUGUUCUAAUUUGCUCUAGAUUGGUGGUGGAAUUCACAAUCCUUGACAACAACUUUUAUUUUUAGCUGAUGCUAAUUUAAUUCAGCUCCUCUCCCUAUUGAUAUUGCAGGAGAGGAGCUACGGAAACAGAAAAGACAAAAUUCUGCCUCCUCAGUUCCUCUCGCAAAGCAUUAUUGGGAAAGGAGCUGCAGAUAAUGGCAAGAGCUGCAGAUAAUAGCUGUCUUCUGGAAGUUUAACUGACAUCAAUCUCAGACAGAAAGGGACAUGUCUAAGAUCGAAGAACACCUAACUUUAUCCCUAACCCUAACUCGAUCCCUAAAAAACAUGCAAUUUAAAGUAUACGUAACGAUCCAGAAUAUUUAUUGGGGGGGAAAUAAUGACAUCUUGGGGAAAUCCAUAAGUCACUCAGCUUUCAGUAUCUUGAUAUAAUAUUAUUUGUCCAAAACCUCAAUGGCGUUAUAUAACCUUAGUACUCCGUUCACCUAUGUAUUUUAUUGUUUGUGUUAAUUAUAGUACCUAAAGUAUAUUGCAAAUAUCAUUUGUUACACUUUGUUAAUGUGCAUCAGUUAACUUAUACUUUAAUGUUACUGUAUUUCCAAGGGUAUCAUGGGAAAUUGUAGAUUAUACUAGCUUUAGUGUAACUAUAAUCUUAAUUUUAUUAAUGACAGGAGGCGAAUAUUUGCUUAAGUCUCUCUUUACUAGAACUCCACAGCAGCACAUUAACAUAGAGAGAAAAACACCAGAGACAAAAAGUAAGGAAUCCAUAAAAGGCUCUUCCCAACCAACUAUUUCCUCUUUCACGCUGCGACAAAAUAAAGUACAUGAACGAUACACCACCAAAACAAUAACAGGAAAAGCAAACAUAGCAUAACGAUGAAUGUCAUCCGAAAUAGAAAACGUGGAACCAGUGGAUGAAGCCUUGACCUUUAUCCUGUAGAAUAGACGGAUCUAAGUACUGUAGACGAACCAUUAAGCUGAAACAAGGUAAAACAGAGUCGAAAACACUGAUUAGUGAAUGAAAUGUACUGAGAAAAACAGGAAUCCCCAUCGUCAAUACUGACCUUCUAAUAUCCCAGAUACUGAGAAAAACAUGAAUCCCCAUCAUAAAAUACUUACUGUACCAUAUCCCAGAUAAACCCCAAUUCGUCCAGAUUAACAAAUCUAGCCCAGGAGACCAGGUGAAAACAAAAAGUCAGUCAAACCAACAAACAAACAAGGGGAGGGAGAAACUGGGAGGGAAAUAUUUGCCUCCUGUCAUUAAUAAAAUUAAGAUUAUAGUUACACUAAAGAUAGUAUAAUCUACAAUUUUAUAACAUGACAGGAGGCUUCAUAUUUGUUGUUUUAACGCUCAGACAGCAACGCCCAAAUAAACACGAUCCGCCGUACCAACCUAAAUUUUGCAAAGAUAGCUCCUCGUAACCGUCAGGAAAGUGUACCAUAUCUUGGAGAAAAGCGCCCACCAUGACGGUGCCUGAAGUCGUCACGUACCGACUGAAAUGAACCGAAAAGACCUAUACGCCCCGCCAAUGCCAACAACAACCGAGUGGUACAUGAAGGGUGAAGAAAAGGAAAAAGAAACGUCUAAACAAACGGUGGCAUCGAACGCCGCAUAAAAAGAGGGGCGCGCAACUAAGAUAAGAGUACAACCCUCGGGUCCGACUAGAACAACUAAGGCCCGAACCUCUGAACCCAUCUGAAAGAAAACAAGGUAUAAUAGAGGAACAAAUCCAGAGUCGGAGAUGGACAAAAACUGACGAAAACCGUCAAUCGAAGCAUGACAAACAAUGCGUGUACCACUUGAGGUGAUGAAUACCCGUCCUCGGGAAUCAUAAAGGACUCACACCCCUAUGAACCCGCACGUCUAGCUUGAAGGGAUAUACUAAGCAGAGCGAGACCCGCCGAAAUCAGUCGUACGCGUUACCUAAUCUAAAUGAUACGACAGUCCCCGGUCAAGAAAGUGACCAAACAACUCUUGAACCCUGUAAUAGUGUAUGCAAAAUUUCUGGUAAUCUGUACCAGACCCAACUACGUCAGGGUCGCCAUGCAGACAAACGUCUUACAGUCCCCGAGAUCAAAUGGGACAGGUCCAGGGAAUCCAGGGCACUAAUUUCGACUCGGCCGAAGCUGAGGCCAUAAAACCAAAGCACCAGCAGACUGAGACACCUGUAGGAAGGUCCUGGAACCAAACAAAUGGAGGAGACUUGUCAGCGUCUCCGUGUCGAACACCUCUGAAGGGAAGCGUCCAUCACUGAGGAAACAGGUCUGUUCACCAGCUGAAACUGGUCGGGGCCUGAUGGGUCCUCCUCCGUGGAUUAAAGUCUUGACGUCGGGUCCUCCCGGAAAAACUAUUCCAAAACGUAUGAGAACUGGUAGGGGAAAACAUAGGAGGCACUCCCUUGCGUCCAAUCCACCCUCCAGGACUCUACUCCUCGAGAUGUAGAGUGGUCGAUAUUUCCUCGGUUGAACACGAAAUCCAGGGACCUGAACAAGGGAAAACGCAGAGAGCCUCUGACCCUUCGGUCUGGGAGGGAACUAGUAGAGGAUCCCGCAAGCCCGUCCGGGCAGACCGUACAUCUAAACGUCCUCGUGGAACAAACGAGAAGGGUCCCUUCAGAUAGUUCUGGUAUUCUCGAAUGUCCUAAAACCUCCAAACCUGCCAGCCAGGCUGUAGUAUCUUCCAAAUGAAUGACGUCCCAGAAACUUAUCUCGCCUUGGAGAAAAUUGACCCCGCCUUACCAGAAAUGGACCCCGCGGUCCUUAGAAGUUCCCUGAGGUCUGUGUCUAAUUCAAAGUAACUAAUGGAUAUGCGUUCAAGCGUAGUCCCGUGCGGGGGCUCCGAAGGGCUCAGCUCCCUUAAUCCCGUCUGGUAUGUCAUCCGAAGGUGGAGGUAAAUGUGAAACUCCGGGGCCAAGGGUCUAAUCCUCUAUAACAGGUACGGGUUGGAGCAGACAUUCUGGCAUAGACAAUGCAGGCCAGAUCAAUGGGGCACAGACAAAGCAGGCCAAUCAAUACAGCUCGGACCAAGCCGGCCAAAUCCUGGGGCACAGACAAGUCAGGCCCAACAGGGGUGCGCAGGCGAUAAACAGCACCUUCCAUUCUUCUAAAUAAUUGUAUAUUUCACUCUUCGGAGAAGAUGCAUUCUUAUUUGUAACUGUACAUAACACUCUUCUGUGUAACUGUACACAACACUCUUCUGUGUAACUGUACCUCUCUUCUAUGUGACUGUACAUAGCAUUCUUCUGUGCGACUGUACAUAGCAUUCCUCUGUGUAACUGUAUAUAACCUUCUUCCGUGUACCCGUACAUAGCAUUCUUCUGUGUAACUGUGCAUAACAUUUAUUUGUGUAAUUGUACAUAGCACACAUCUGUGUAACUAUACCUAACAUUCUUCUGAGUAACUGUACAUAGCAAUCUACUGUGUAACUGUAAAUAGCCUUCUACUGUGUAACUGUAUAUAACAGUCUCCUGUGUAACUGUACAUAGCGUUCUUCUGUGUAACUGUACAUAGCAUUCUACUGUGUAACUGUACAUAGCAUUCUUCUAUGUAACUGUACAUAGCAUUCUCCUGUGUAAGUGUACAUAGCAUUCUGCUGUGUAACUGUACAUAGCAUUCUAUGGUAGAACUGUACAUAGCAUUCUACUGUGCAACUGUACGUAGCCUUCUUCUGUGUAACUGUACAUAGCAUUCUACUGUGUAACUGAAGAUAACGUUCCUCAGAUAACUAGUAAGCAACCCUUUGCAGCAUCUGUGUAUAAGAAACAGGCAACCAACAGCAUCCAGCUACGGAAGUCACCAGGGAACAGGGGGUGGACAAGGAAAAUCAUAACAUAGCAAAACAGUAGUGCUAGUGUAACUUAAUAGGGGAUCACCAGUGAUCCCUCACCUUCCUCAAACGUAUAAGAUAAUGCCAGAAGGUAUGUCUAGCUUUUUAGGUAUGUCCCAGGAUUGCAAAGUUAUCACUGCUAAACUUUGACAGUAUCGAGUUUAUUGACCUCAGAAGUAUGAAAGUCUGACUUGACCCUGCUAGGAAUUGAACCUGCAGCACUGAGGUAUUGCAGUGACAAAGAGCCAUUCUAAUACCUCUGAAGGCUCAUAGUGUGAAGUGCAACCUGCCUCCCCACCGACGCCCGGACGGAGGGGCCCUGCGAUGUGGGUCGGAAACAGCCGCUCCCACGUGGCCGGUCAUCCCCCCGCGCGCCACUCGCAGGCGUGAGAGCAAAAUGGCUUCCCCGCGGAUCGUGGAGCGUGGGAGGGAGACAGGCAAAUGGGUAGUUCACUGCACGCUGUGAGAGCAGCACUGAGCCGCUUCCCGCCGACCGCUAGAAAGGACAGAAGGAAAAGGGAAAAAAGGACAGCAAAGGAGAGGUAGGGAAAAACAGGGAGAAAGGUGGAGGAAGGCAUCCUACAGACCCCACAGAAAAGGGGGGGGGGAGGUAGACAGAGCAGGCAAUAACAAAAAAUACCUUUUAUGGAUUCCUUACUUUUUGUCUCUGGUGUCUUUCUCUCUAUGUUAAUGUGCUGCUGUGGAGUUCUAGUAAAGAGAGACUUAAGCAAAUAUGAAGCCUCCUGUCAUGUUAUAAAAUUCCAUUCACAACAGGUGUGUUUCCAAAGUUUAAAGGGACACUCUACUGCCCAAAUACAAAAUAAAGAAAAAUCACCAUUUAGUAGAUACACACCAAAUGAAAAUGUGCAUGCAUUUAAUCAUGUAUUGUUUCAUUGGAGGUAGAUCUAAAAGCAGCUUGCAAAACCAGCAGUUUCUUGUCUGCAGCCUUUGCAAACCCUCCCCUUCUAACCCUGCCCAGACUUUCCGUGGCUGUCCAAUCAAAGACUUCCCAAUGCAGCUCAAUGAAAAGUCUUUGCAAGGCAGGUGCUCUGAGCAAUUGCUGCCUCUGGAGUAUAGCACCACUGAGCUAAACACACCAGGAAGUAACAGGGCUGAUUGUCAGAUUAAAUGUCAGGGAGGUGUAAUCUGGUAAAUUUUAAGGGAUACUAUAGUGCUAAAAAUACAAAGUUGUAUUCCUAACUAUAUAGCUCCCUCUUACCCCCUCUCCCCCUCCCCCUGUUCAGCGUCAACGUGGCGACCAAAAGUCCCCUAGCAAGGAGGAAGGAGCUGUCUGACUGACAGUCACUAGAGACAGUCUUCCCUGCAAUGUAAUUAUUGCAGUUUCGCAGAAGCUUGAGUGCACCCAGAUUCUCUUCAAUAAAAUGAACUGGUCUGGGUGCCUAUAGUGUCUCUUUAAAGUGUCAAUUUCUUUUGAAAUCUGCACUCUUCGAAAAAUAAAAAAAUAUGACGCACUCUUCACACAUAAAGCUUUUCAGCAAGCUAAAGUGCUUAUGGGGUCUGAAGUGUCCAUUUAUCUAUCAAAUGGAAUACACAAUGCAUAUUAUUAGCCUUUACUGCAAUUCCGUUUAUUGGAUAUCAAGACGCUAUGCCAAUGCAAAAAAAAACCAACACGUCUCCAUUUUAGGUGGGGACAUUUGUAAUGCACAGACUUUUAAAUAACCUUGCCAGCCAACAAGAAAAUCCACUUUGCAAGCAGUGUCUUACAUAAUUUGAUUGGUUUUAUACACACAAGCUGCAGUCCUGAUUUAUGCUGUAGUUCAGCAUGUAUGGAGGAGUGGCUGAUAUAUUUUUUUUCUUUCUACUUGUUGCAAAUACUGAAUGCACACAAGAGAAUUCAUCAGUGCUGUCUGAUUCCCUGUCUCCCAUGAGAGGUGGAAAGGGUCUGCAGCCCUGCCAUUCUGUGCAGAUGUUUCUAUGGUAACAGCUUCAGCUAAUUUCUAAGCUAAGAUCUGUCCGCUGAUGCUCAAGUUCGCCGGCACAAAGAUCACCCGCUCCCUCCCCUUUGUAUUGAAUAGUUUUUAAGGAUGCCUUAAGCAGUCAUUUGAAGGUCAUGGGCCACAUUGGUAAUUUUCAAAAUAUACGCUAACACAUUUUCCAAGACCCUUCUGUUUAUACUGAGACACUACCGUUGCUGCUACCGUUAGUUUGGGAGAAUAUGCAGACACUAGGUCAGCGUUGUAAUAGGCAGGGAAUACACAAACGUUGAUAUUUUUAAGUCCCCAUCUUUUGUAGGUAACCCCUAUGUUGCAUGCCUUCUGGGGAACAUGCAGGGUGGCCUUAUUUCAUGUGUGUAGUGAAAAGAAGUUUAUGGGUAGCACCUUCUAGGCUAAAAGUUAGAACCACAGCUGUUGAACUACACAUUAAAUUAUGUUUUGCUAGACUGGCAAAGCAUUGUGGGUCAUUAGGCUAUAGCAGCUGGGGUUCCACUUCUUGGCCACCUGUUCACGAUUACCAUCUCAUUUUAGCAGGGAAAUCUUUUUUUUCACCUAUUGUGCCUGAGUCAUCUUUUUUUUUCGUUGAAUAUUCCUAUUGUAUGGCUCUGCAGAUCAGGUCAUCAAAAAAUUAAGCCAUGCACUCAAACACCCACUACUCUUAGUCGGCAGCAAUGGCUUUAGUAAUCAUCAGCCCAAAUACAUGGAAAACACACAAAAAACACACUCUAAUGGCUAUUAAAGUGUAAGCUCACCUGUCUCGUUUACUAGCCGCUUAGAUUAGUCCUACACUAACAAUUCACCUUGCUGCGUUAAGCGAAAAGGUAAAAUCAUAUUUUGCCAUACUUUUUCUGCAAUGCCAUUUAUGAUGGCCACAAAUAGUGAAAAAAGCCCAGUGUAAAGCAUAAAGCAUUUCUUAAUUUGUUUAAGUGCUAUAUAAAUCCAUACAUAGAUGGCAUUAUAAGUCUGUAGUAAAUUAACAUUGAGUAUACCUUCAAGAAACUUUAAAAUUUAAACUUAAAAUUUAAACGAAGAGCUCGUAUGUAAGUGUAUUAGAUAAAAAAAAUUACAUAAAAAGAAAAUAUUAUUGUUUUAAAAUCCUGUGCUGUUGUGCAUAUUAUAAUUAAAGAAAGCACACAAAAACUUUAACACUUACAUAUACAAAACAUACAAAUAAUACAUAGAAUAACAUAAAAAAUAAUAACAUACCAUAAUAGUGUAUUCAAGAAAAUAAAAAGCGCACACAGGCUUUGCCUAUAAAAAUGCAGAUGUAUCAGUUUGUUUAUUUAAGCCUUUACGUCUCAAAGUAUAUAUCAGGUGACUAUUUUGGAUUUUCGAAUAACCAGAAUCUUCUUGUUAUAGCUGAUAGACCCAUGACCCGUAACCGGAGCUAUAACAGGACUGGAGAAACUAACGUGGGUUUGCUAUAAUUUAACCAUUAGAGUAUCUAGACCAAUAACACAGAAUUUUCACAUCCAAUAAGACGAUUGUGUCACAUAUACCUAUCUUUGAGCAGCCUGUAUGUUUGGCUUACACACUGACUAUAGGAAUAGUUCAAAAGUUAUACUUAACAAAUAAGGAGAUGCAAUUGGUAAACAACAGGAUCUUAAAGGAUGAAUUGAUGACUUUUAAAUUAAACUAAGUUUUCUUAGUUUACCCACACAUUAUUAUUACAACAUAAAAUGACAGCGUGCUUGAUAGAGGACAUUUGCUGUAUUCUUAAAGGGACAGUCUAAGCAAAGUGAUUUUGGUGGAUACACGCGGCCCCUGCAGCCUUGUAAAUGAAUACAGUGCCAUUUCUAAGAAACAUCCCUGUUUACAUUUUCCAUUUGACAUGCCUACUAGUGGCUUUUAGAUUUACAGCAAGCCACUAGGGCGGAAGGACGCAACCUUCUGCUCUCCAGAUGCUGUAGACUACAUCCCCCGUAAUGCUUUGCCUCCAUUAUGGUUGUAAGAGCAUUAUGGGAGAUGUAGUCCACAACAUCUGGAGAGCCAUAAGUCGCAAAUGGGGCCUUGGACUAACUUAGUUUCAGUGAUUGAAUCUCUUUAAUGUCAGGUGUCUAAAUAUAAAGUAUUCUGAGGCUGAGCGCAGUAUGUGUGUGCAGUGUUUCUCUAUGAGAAGCAUUGGAUUUAAUGCUUCUCGUUAGACUUGUGAAUUUGUUCUCAAACUGAAACCAGUCUGAAUUUUGGCCGAUCGGCAGAUUGUCCAAGUUCUGUAACUUCGAAGCGCCUGCUUGGUUGCUUUGUGAUUUGUCAUUUUAUUUCUAGUGCCAAUAAAAGGUUGUGGAAUGGAGAAGAAGCUGAUUUUUUUUGUUAGGAAAACUUGGACUUUAGGUCUGUCCAAAGAUAUGGGCUGUAUCUCCAGUCCAAUCUAGAGGUGGCAAAAGAUCCUAAUGUGAGGCUGGUUAGUUUUAGGUUACUGCUGUACCUUCCUAGCAACUGCCAGUGCUACUUACAAACACUUUUUGUGGGAGAUAGAUAUAGCUUAUUUAAUUGUUAAAUUGAUCCUAAUGUAAGACUAGAUAGGUGACUGUUCUGCCUAGCCACUGCCAGGGCCACUUACAUCAACUUUGAUUUACUGAUUGAGAUUGUGGCAGAUCUUUUUUUUUACUGUUUGUAAAAAGAAAAUUAGUGUUUUUGUUUGAGUGUGUUCGGUACAAUUUGAUCCUAAAUGUAUAAUUGACAUCAUACCUCCCAAGUGUCCCUAUUUAGAGGGUACAGUCCCUAUUUUGGGCCCAAAUCCCCUCUUUUUCUAGCCUAAUGUACAUCUUUUCUAAGAGCUCAAUAUUGUUGAUGUAUCUGAGUGUAUAACAGAGCUUCACAGCAAUACUACUCAUAGUAAUGUCUUUAAACUACACUAAAUGUGAUUAGAAAUCAGUCUGUGUAAAUAAGAUACAUUAUUCUGGUUUUAAAUUACAUUUUAAUUGCAUAAAUUACUGCUAGUAAGGCACCUAAGAUUUCCUAGGGAUGACCACACUCCCACUCACUCCCCUAAAAUUAAAAGGUCCCUCUUAGUCCAUUUGAAAUGGUUUUAGGUAGGCUUACACCAACUCUGUGUAGAGGAUACAUAGCCUGUUUAAAUUGUUUAAUUGAUCCUAGUGUGAGACUGGUUAGAUUACUGCUGUGCCUAGCCAGUGAUAUUGCUACUUACACUAACUUUUAUUUACUUGUUUUAAGUGUGGCAAGUCUUAAAUAUUUUUAAGUAUGUUCAGUGAACAAAAAAAAGGUCAAUUUGCCUAGCCAGUGUCAUUUCGCCAACUCUAAAUGGGAGCUAUAGAACCUAUUUAUUUUAAUUGUGUCAUAGAUCCUAAUGAGGUUGUGGUUACUUUUUUGCUGUGCCUAGACAAUGCCCGUGCCACACUUACAGCAAGUAUGAUUCACUGAUUUAUUUAUUUUUUUCUUAUUGAUUUGCUUUUUGUGUUUUAAUUUCUUGUUAGAAACAAAUUAUUUGAGUUGCAGUGUUCUUCAGUGUCACUACUUGUGCUUUGCAUAUUGCAAUAUAGUUUGUGUCAGUUUACUGCAUAAGUGAAUUCUGCACUUAGUGUGGCAGGUCUUUUUUUUGUAGUUGCUAUUUUAGAAACAAAAUAUGUUUUAUUUUUUUUUCUGAAUGUUUUCCUUCCAGUAUGUGCUGUGCAAGUGUGUUAGCACUGAGCCGUGCACUUUGUGUACUGUAGCGUUUCUUAAAGUCAAACGCAAUAACGUUACAUUAGCAGUAAAUUCACUAAGCAGAAAACUAAUUUUUUAACACAAUUUUUUUUUCCAGCUUAAUAAAGUUGGGAAUGGGUGAGUUGCAAUGCCCACUCACGGUUUCCUUUAAUUUGUUUGAAAACAUCCCCUUUUAAAUUAAAUUAUUCCAGUUGUUGCUCCCCAUUUCCUAAAAUGCGUUUCUUUGUAGAAGUUUCGCCCUGCCUGGCUGAGUCUCGUGGUGACUCCUACCUCCACAUAUGCAGUUCGUAGAAACUGAUAGGGCUCUGUGUUUUACCCACACUGAAAGACAGUCACUUCUUUUUCUCAGAUAAAAGCUAAUUGGCAAUUGACGACCUAUUCAGCCCUUCUAACCUAAGAAGAAGAAUUGUACAGUGCUACGGAAUGUGAUGGCGCUAUAUAAAUAAUAAAAUAAUAAAAUAAUAAUGAAAGCUUUCUCACACAUCCAGUCUGCAGCGUGAGUGAUUGUCCUUCAGUGUGAAAAAAAAAAAAACAGUACCCUAUCAACUUCUACGAACUGUAACUGCGGAGUUAGCAGGCGUAACCACAAGACUUACCCAGGCAAAAACAAAAACACAACAGUGAAAGUCAUUUUAAAAAGGGGGAGCAGCAGCAGGAGUAUUUAAAAAAAUAAAAAAUAAAAGUCAAACAAAUAAAAUAAAAAGAAAAGAUUGUUAUUACUAUUUUAUUAUUUAUAUAGCGCCAUCACAUUCCAUAGCGCUGUACAAUUGAUUACCCUUGAUACCCUUUCACUUUUUGAAUAGUCGCAUUUUUCAAAUUAUAUUACUCCUGCUGCUGAUAAGGCACUGUUUUUUUCCAAAACCUGAUAGUCUCUCACAACAGACUGGAUGUGUGAGAAAUCAUUGUGAUUAUCAGGUUGCAAUAGGUGACUUUCAAUUGCCCACAGACCUUUUCCUUAACUUUUUUGAAAAAAAUCCCUUUUUUCGAAUUAAAAUGACUCCUGCUGCUGCUCCUCAUUUUUCAUUAAUACACAAUGGCAAAAGAAAAAACGAUCCAUCAUUAUAAAACUAAGGACUCGUUUUUAUUUGUUUGAAUCAGCAUCAGAAAUUAUAGUGAUCUUUUGGGGGGGGGGAGGGGAAACAUUUCAAGUGAUUUGUCUAAAGAAGUUAGCAUUUUGUAAUUGUUUCAUUUAUUGUUACAUUUCCCCCUUUUUUUAUAAUAUUGUAAAGUGCUGCGGAAUACGCUGGCGCUAUGUAAAUGCCAAAAAUAAUAACAAUAAUAAUAAUUAAAGUCUAGGAGAAUUUUUGUAGAUAAAUCAUUUGUGAAGUUUUUUUCCAACAGAUUGGAAUUAUUUCAGAUGCCAUUCAAACAAAUUGAAUCAAUGCCUAAGUUCUCACACUUUUUCUUUAAUACAGAUAUAACUAAUAAUAUAAUUAUGCCAACUCAGAAUUGUCAUUGCAGAAAUGCCUGAUAUUGUGCAGACAUUAGGCUAGGCGAUAUUGUAGCUGUUUUUGCAUUGCAGCGCACUGAUAGACAGCAGUCCUUUUUUUCCCCACACUUUUGGCUUGUCCGAAUCUAGAGAUUUUCCUAGGUAGCGAUGUAAACACUGCCCUUUCUCUAAAAUGGCAGCGUUUACAUUACUGAGCUUUCAGGGACAGGACAGGACAUGCUGUAGUGGCUCUGGUGAGUAUAGUGUCCUUUUAAAAUAUUUUUCAUAAUUUGAAUUAAUUUUACAAAUUCAUCCAAAAAUAUUAAAUCUUUUGGAAAGCUUAUCCAACAAUAUUAAAUUGAGGCCCAAGUUAUUUAUUAAUAGAAUUUGAAAAUGUUAUGAAGUCUUUUGCAUGUUCUGUGAUCUGGCAAUUUAGGAUUCACAUCUAUAUCUGAUAUGUGUUACUCUACUGGAAGUGAAUGUAUUACAAACUGUGCACUUAAUAAAGAUACAAAACAUAUAUAUUGAUAUAUAGAAAUACUGUGCUGGAAAUAAAUCACUAAAUUGCUUUUUUUUCUCACUUUUUUCCACGUGCUUCAUGGUACAUGUCAAAAAGGACAGUUGGAACCAAUAAAUGAGGUGAGAUUAUUAGCUUUUUUAUGAGAGCGUAUUGGCAUGUACUGUUUUUAUAUUGAUUGUUUAGGUAACAUAAGUUGUAGCUAUGAAAUGGCCAUAGUAUGUGUGAUUAAAAGGGCCAUAGUAUGUGUGACUAAAAGGGCCAUAGUAUGUGUGAUUAAAAGGGCCAUAGUAUGUGUAAUUAAAAGGGCCAUAGUAUGUGUAAUUAAAAGGGCCAUAGUAUGUGUAAUUAAAAGGGCCAUAGUAUGUGUGAUUAAAAGGGCCAUAGUAUGUGUGAUUAAAAGGGCCAUAGUAUGUGUAAUUAAAAGGGCCAUAGUAUGUGUGAUUAAAAGGGCCAUAGUAUGUGUGAUUAAAAGGGCCAUAGUAUGUGUAAUUAAAAGGGCCAUAGUAUGUGUCAUUAAAAGGGCCAUAGUAUGUGUAAUUAAAAGGGCCAUAGUAUGUGUGAUUGAAAUAGCCAUAGUAUGUCUGAAUAAAAGGGCCAUAGUAUGUGUGUUAUUGGAAUGGCCAUAGUAUGUGUGAUUAAAAGGGCCUUAGUAUGUGUGAUUAAAAGGGCCAUAGUAUGUGUGACUAAAAGGGCCAUAGUAUGUGUAAUUAAAAGGGCCAUAGUAUGUGUGACUAAAAGGGCCAUAGUAUGUGUGAUUAAAAGGCAAUAGUAUGUGUGAUUGAAAUGCCCAUAGUAUGUGUGAUUAAAAGGCCAUAGUAUGUGUGAUUAAAAUUGCCAUAGUAUGUUUGAGUGAAAUGGCCAUAGUAUGUGUGAUUAAAAUUGCCAUAGUAUGUGUGAUUUAAAGGGCCAUAGUAUGUGUGAUUAAAAAGGACAUGGUAUGUGUGAUUGAAAAGGACAUAGUAUGUGUGAUUUAAAGGGCAAUAGAAUGUGUGAUUGAAAUGGCCAUAGUAUGUGUGACUGAAAUGGCCAUAGUAUGUGUGACUGAAAGGGCCACAUUUUUUAAAAUCUCUUUUACUAAAGGCAAAAAUGGUUGCAAUUUGCCAAUUUUAACUGAAUUUUGCUAUCACAUCUCAUUCGAUAAGUUAAAAGUAAUUUAGUAAGUCUCAUAUGCAAAUUCUAUAUAUAAUAUUGGAUUUGCUUAAUUAUAAUUUAAAAAUAAAAUAAAAAAUAAGUUUUAUCUGGUAGCAGGUAAAUUUGCAAAAUAAAUUCACCUGCUUUGUGCAGGUUAACUUAUGCAAAUCUGUAUUGCUUAUUGUACCCAACCAGACAUUGACAAUCUUGAGACCAAUGUAUGGAUGUUUCAGUUUGAAUGCCCCUGGAUGGUGCCAAGCCAGACUGGCGACUAUUAACCAGUAGGCCUCUAGUAUUUAAAAUUGUUACUAAGUCAUAAUUGAUCAAUAACCAACUUCCAGACCCUGGAACAAAACCAUCUAGGUUUUCCACUCAAUCAUAAAAUCUAGAAAAUAAUUAAUAACGUAAAUAUGGGGACUUGUUAAUGUAUGCAUUGGGUGCUUUGGGGUACAGCAUAAGUAAUGACAAUAGCUAUAGAUCUGAUGACCUAUAGCUUCUCUCUCUUGAGCAGGAUGUUGCUUUAAGAUACAUCACGUGGUAGAGGAAGCAUAGUGUGGCACCCAAAUUCUGUGGGGGUAUAAUUUGUAUUAAGCACUUUGGCCAAGAACAAGAGUAAGUAGCAAAACAAAAUACAUUGGAAAAUAAACACAAUGCAGUCAUGGACUGGACUCAUAUUUUGUGAAAUAUGACAAAAGGGAUUCCGUACAUCAUGCACAAUAUUAAAUUGCUGUUUCCUACUCCUUCUGGAACAGGGAUUCCUGUCUAAAAUCUCCGAUCUGCUGCUGUGUCGAUGGACGUGCAGAAAUUGCUGUCAAAAAUGCUAUGAAUGUAGCUGUUGCCAGUCGAGUGAAGAUGAAGUUGAGAUUCUUGGGCCUUUUCCGGCACAGACACCACCAUGGAUGUUAGUACCGAUGACAGAUUACUUAUUGAUGUUGCUUGUAUGGAAUUGUGUAAAGAAAUGAGAAUCUGUCUUGUUUCUGUUCCUGUUAGCUGUCUUAAAAGAACAAGAAAACAGACUAUAAAUGUAUUAUUGUUGUGAUAGUUGAAAAUAUUGUUGUUCAUUGCCUAAAAUGUUCAUAUAAGUUUUCCAAAUAUUUUUUGCAUUGUCACAGCAUUACCAUCAAGAUUUUUCUUAAAUGUAUCCCUCCAUGGUCUGAGUAAAUUUUCCUAUUCUGGACAUCAGGGAGAUUCGGCUGGGGGGAAGACAUGGGCAGCAUGGAGGGGAGGGGGCCUGCUGCCAUUGACUGUCUGUCGCCAGCAUGCUGUGCUUGCUGACAACACAUGCCAAAUAUGCACAAAAUUAACAUAAGCCACCCGGAACUCUUGUUACGAGCUGAUGCCCCAAUGACUCUGUUGUCAGCAGAGAUGUUAAACUCUGCAUGUGCGGCAUUUCAAAGUGAAACACUACAUAUACUCUAUGAAAAUGUAUUGGUGUGAGGGGUGCAGCAGAAUUAAAUAUACACUGAUUCCUGCAACACCUGCAUGUGUAUAUAAAGAAAUAUUGUUUGUGAAGACUGCAUUGUAAUGUCAUUGUAAUUCCAAUGCAAUCUAAAUAUACUGCAAGUCAAAGUAGGGACUACUCUGUCUUAUGGUAAAGCCUGAGGUUGACUACAGGCAGAGCUUUGCCGUCAGUGUUUGUCCAAUCUCAGCAGCAAUAUGGGAUUAUGUGGGAUUCAGGCUCUGUCUAUGGAGGUUCCACCAGUCUCCGUUCUCUCGUGCAUCUGCGAGUGUACAGCACUCAUGUAUCUCCUGGCAACUGAACUGCCAGGAGGUAAGAGGACCGUAGCAUGAAGAUGACGACAGUCAUGAGGUAUAGUCUGAAGUAAGUAAAACUCACCUCCCAUGCAUCCUACCGCCACCAGACCCACAUCAGAUUGAUACAUUUUGGGGUCCUUUGUGAAAUAGGCAGAGACCCGCUUUAAUAUUAUGUAUGGCUGUAUUAUGUAAUUGAAUUUAUACUUAAAUAUAGCCAAAACUAAAAAUCGUAAUCACUGUUUCUGAAAAAUGUCUUUACAUUUAGAUUUAUUAGAGCACAGGGAAAAUUAUUAUGUAAUUGAAUUUAUACUUAAAUAUAGCCAAACCUAAAAAUCGUUAUCACUGUUUCUGAAAAAUGUCUUUAAAUUUAGAUUUAUUAGAGCACAGGGAAAAUUCUCCAAAACAGCUAUACUUUGAGUGUGGCUACUUUGGAUUCCAGAAAAUGGUUAUUUUAGUGAAUAACUCUGCAUAAAUUGCUAGCACAAGAGAUUAUAUGACAUUACUUGACAUAUCAUAAUUGAUUAACCUUAAAUUUCAUUAUUUCUACAGGAUGAGCAAUCGCAGUGAUGAAAAGGAAGGGGAUUCAGAUAAUGCUGCAAGUGAACCUCCUCCAACGCCACAGGACACUUCACCUGACAGACGCAGGUCAUCUUCAGACACAUCCAGGUCUACUUACAGUCUCACGAGGCGUAUUUCAAGUAAGACUGUUAUAUAUGAUGUGACAUAUGAUAAGGACUGUAAAAAACACUUAAUUUUAAAAAGUCUUAAUUCAAUAGGAUGAGAAUUUACAACUAUAGAUUUGCAAAUCCAUGUUAAAAAAGGCUUACAGCAAACAGGUGAUUAGUUAACAUAUGGUAAGGUGCUUCAGAAAUUAAAUAAAGUUAAUGUAAACAAAGCCCCAGGGCCAGAUGGUAUUUAGCCAUGUGUGCUUAGGGAGCCUAGUGUAGAAAUAUCAAUACCACUGUUUAUAAAUUUUCAGGAUUUUUUUCUUUCAGGGGGAUAGAAAACAAACUUGUAGACCGAUAUUGCGUAGGAUGAGAAGAAGCUGGUGAUGAUCAACAGUGUCAAAAGCUGCAGACAGGUCAAGGAGAAUUAGGAUAGAGUAGUGACCAUGAGAUUUUGCAGCGAGUAUAUCAUUGGAUACUUUGGUCAGUGCCGUUUCCACAGAGUGCUUAGCGCGGAAACCAGACUGAAGCGGGUCUAGCAGAGAGUUGGACACAAUUUUUUCAAGCAUCUUGGAUGCAAAAGGCAGUAGCGAGAUAGGACAAUAGUUGGAUGGGGAGUUAGGGUCAAGAUUGGGCUUCUUUAGAAUUGGGGUUACAGUUGCAUGUUUGAAGGGCAAUGGAAAUAUACCAGAGGAAAGAGAGAGAUUGAGAAUUUUAAUGAAAGGUGGAGAAAGAGAAGACAGAGUACGGAUAAGAUAGAGGGAAUUGGAUCUAGGGAGCAGGUGGUAGGGUGGGAGGACUGGAGCAGAGCAGAAACCUCUUCCAAUGUAGCAGGUCUGAAUGAACAUAGAACAGCAGAGGGAGUGAAGUUAGGGGAAGUAUUGUAAGGUGAAGAAGAAAAAUAGAGAUCUCUUCUCUGACUGUAGAGAUCUUGUCAGUGAAAUUAGUUGCAAAGUCUGAGGGGGUCAAGUUAGUAGGUGGAGGAGGAACAGCAGGGCGAAGAAGAGAGUUAAAUGUGUGAAAUAGUAAUUUGGGUUCGCGGGAGAGUGUGGUUAUGAGGGUAUUGAAGUAAUUAACUUUUGCAGAGGAAAGAGCCAAGCUGUAUGAGCUUAGCAUAAAUUUAUAAUGGAGAAAGUCAGAUGCACAGUGAGACUUUCUCCAACAGCGUUCAGCAGUUCUGGAGCAUUUUUUGGAGGUAUUGAGUGAGCUUGGUGUGCCAGGGUUGUUGUUGGGGGGGCCUGCGGCGUUUAAAUGUACAAGGUGCCAUGAUGUCUAGUUGAGAGGAGAGGGUGGUUGCAGAACUAGGACAGGUGAGGUUGAGAUAGGUAAAAGGAGAGUUUGGAGAUUAGUGGAGAAAUGCUCUAGGUCAAGACAUUGGAGGUUUCUGUGAGAGUGAUGUUCAGACGGUGAUGUCAGUUGGGUCUUGGGUAUGCCAAUGUCAAAAGUCAGCAGAUGGUGGUCAGAUAGAGGAAAAGGAAUAUUGGAGAGAUUAGAGGCAGUACAGAGGUUGGUGAAGGCAAGAUCAAGAGUGUUUCCUGCUGUAUGGGUUGCUAAAUUGGACCAUUGCGUAAGGCCAAAGGAGGAGGUUACAGAGAGCAGACGAGAGGCAUCAGUGCAAUUGCGUUUAUUGAUUGGGAUAUUGAAAUCCCUAAGUAUAAGGGAAGGAGUGCUAGAUGAGAGGAAGUGGGGAAGCCAGGGAGAAAAGUGCUCAAUGAAUAGUCUAGGAUAGCCGGAGGGGGGUAGAUGAUAGCAAUUCUUAAAGGAGUGGGUUUAAAUAGGCGGACAGAGUAAACUUCAAAAGAAGAAAAGGAUAGGGCAGGGGGAGUUAUGAUUGGUUGAAAGGUACAUUAAGGGGAGAGAAGGAUGCCUACGCCGCCUCCUUUACAGUUGAGUCUGGGAGUGUGAGAGAAUUGUAGCCCACCAAAACAUAAAGAGGCAGGAGUAGGUCUCUGUAAGUGCAAGCAGUGUGAGUGAAUUUGAGAUGAAAAAGUCGUGUAUGGUUGUUGAUUUUAAAUUACUGCAGAUGGAGCGGGCAUUCCAGAGUGCACAAUGAAUUUUGGUAAGUGAGGGUAAAGGGCCGGGUAUGAGGUUUGUGGGGUUUCUGGUUGUAUUAGUGUGUGUAGAGAAGUUGAAGGGCCCUGGAUUGGGAGAGACAUCCCCAGCUGCUAGAAGUAGGAGGAGAGAAAGUGACAGGAGGUGUGAAUGGGUUUUGUAUGCAUGGGGUCUAGGAUGAGAUCGAUUGUGGGUUGGAGUGAGAGUAGAAAAAUGAGUGUAAGGCAUGAGAUGAGAGACGGGGGGAGUGUAGCAGAGAAGGGCAUGUGUAAAUGAUGGCCUCCUACAUGUCAGUGCUCUGUGUUGAGAGCUUUGACAAGUUAUGAAUACUGAGGCUAUUAUUAGCUGACCUUUUGCUACAAACACAAGUAAUUAUCAUGAUGAUUGUCCUAAAUAUUGCUUUUUGUCCCAGAUUGGCUUGAUUAAUAUGCCUCCCAUAGAAAUAUGCUGCUGCAUCUCUGUUGCAAAUACUGAUAAUGCCAUUUGUUUACGUUCUAGGUUUAGAAUCAAGAAGACCAAGUUCUCCAUUGAUUGAUAUAAAACCAAUUGAGUUUGGUGCAUUGGGAUCAAAAAAAGAAAUCAUACAACCAACAGUUCUGAGAAAAACAUAUACCCCAGAAGACUAUUUUAGAAAAUUUGAACCACGUCUUUAUUCCCUCGAUUCCAGCAAUGAUGAUGCAGACUCAUUAACUGAUGAUGAAAUCCUAACUAAAUAUCAACUAGGUAUGCUGCAUUUUAGUACUCAGUACGAUCUAUUGCACAACCACCUGACUGUCCGUGUGAUCGAGGCCAGAGACUUGCCACCUCCCAUAUCUUAUGAUGGUUCAAGACAAGACAUGGCUCAUUCAAAUCCAUAUGUGAAGAUAUGCCUCUUACCAGACCAGAAGAAUUCUAAGCAAACAGGCGUUAAGCGUAAAACUCAGAACCCAGUAUUUGAGGAACGAUACACUUUUGAAAUACCCUUUUUAGAAUCCCAAAGAAGAACUUUGCUUCUAACUUUAGUGGAUUUUGACAAGUUCUCCCGUCACUGUGUUAUUGGAAAAGUCUCAAUGCCUUUAAAUGAGGUUGACCUUGUCAAAGGAGGGCACUGGUGGAAGGCCAUUAUACCAAGCUCCCAGGUGAGUUACCUAUUCAUAAUUACUGUAUUUUGAAUGCAUGAGACACUACAAGCUUGAGCAUGAUUUAAUAAUGGGCCCAUUUAAACUAAAUGACAAACUGCACGUUUUUAAAACAAUAUUUAUCUAGAGAAACACAGUGAUGCAUAAAGCUCCCUAGUCACAGACUCAUUGCACAUCGUUACUUAUAACUUCAGCAAAUUGUGAAAAUUGCCAUAGGUAUAAGAUUGCCCCUUCAGGCAAAUGAGGCAGUUUUUGUGCCUGAGGCAUGUUGAGUACACUUGUCCUCUGCCCUCUCAGUUCCUGUGGAGAGACAGAGCUAUGGACAUGGACUGUAGGUGGCUAACGAGAUUGCUGAACACUGUUAUACUCAAUGAAGCUGUGAAUGUGCUCAUGUAAAUUUAUUGAGCAGUUCCUUUGUCAACCCUGAGGAUUGCAACUGUGACUUUAGUGUAAAGUAUAAAUCAUAUAAUCCACUUUGGCUCAAAAUGAAAGGUUCCUGAUUGGCCGUGCCUUUUCCUUGUCUGGGAGAGGUCUGCUUGCUGUUUUUGUUCUCAGUGUGUUCAUAUUUUUAUUUGCCUAUUUCCAAUGCCAUAUCUUUGUAAUGUUUAAAAAAAGGUUUUAUUGGUCCCUAAAGAAAAAGCUAUUUUUGAAUUCAAUGGUGAUCUCAUUUUUCAUUUACCAACAUUACCCAGCAUCCAUUUGCUAUACAUAUAUCAUUUGUACUCUUUUUGAAGGUAUCGACUGAAUCCGCCAAUUCAUCUUUGUUGAACAGCCCAUUUCACAUCUUAAGUGCAUGUAACUGACAAAAUCUGUUUGACAUAAAGGAAGAAAGGGUGAUGGGGAGUUUUCAGUCAUAUUGAAGAUUACAGUCAUAUUUAUUUAACAUUUAAGUAAUUAUAUCACAUAAUUAAUUAAUUCAUAGGUAAGUGCCAACCUAUUAUAGGCAGAAAACCCAUUCCAAAAUCAGACUGAUAUUAGUUUGUAAUGCACACACUGCAUGCACUUCUUUUUAGAGAUAUGUUUAUUAUUGGCAUUUGUACUUUGUACAAGUUCCUCCUUUGUUUUAUUGUCCUUGUAGUCAUUUUGAGUUAAAAGUUUAAUCUAAUGCAUCAAUAACCGAAGAGAUGAGUUGCACCAGACAUAACACCCACACAUCCCCUCCCCUUAGUAUGACUCAUAAUCCCAUUAUGCAGGACAUAGUUCCCUGGGUUUUCUGGAUGUACCCCUAAACAUAGGGGUACCCCUUUAAAUAUUACAUCCCCUGGUAGCCCUGAUCUGGGUGAGAAACAUAUUCAAAAAUCAACCAGAUCGGACCAGGGGUUCGGGAAAUUCCUGGAGGUAAUAAAAUGACCGACCGCACUGGGGUUAACAGCCGAAAUGGGUUCCAUACAUUUUGGCCUUGCGGUCGGUCUCAGAAAAAGGGAACAAAAUGCCUGAACGGCUUGGGUUAUGGAGACUGGGGAGGAUUCGGAUAAACCCCCUUGUUCGUGGGGUUGUUUCUACCGAACGGCUCCGUUCGGUAGUUCCUACACGAAGGGACGGCAGUGUGGAGGUCUCAGCUGUGUUUGCCUAGCCAAGUGUCCGAUUUGGAUUCCAGACAGCUGUUCGGGAGUUUAAGAUGGCCGCCACCACGUGUUCGUCUUCCGAAUGGCGGCCACCCAGAGGACACAGCACACACUGCACGGAUUGCCAAUUACCCGUUUGCAACAUUGUUGCGAAUGGUAAUUGGAGGCACACUUAUUCCUGGGAUGGUCUGAUCGUUCGAUAGUUUCACUUGCAUAAUAACUGCAGUGAUUUUACCGAACAAUCAUUCGAAUGCUGCAUACACUUUGCAUACAUAUGGCAAAAAUUAACCAAACACAUAUGAAUACACAUAAUUCUGAGGACAGCCCAAUGCCUAACCACUACAAGGUGGUUAGGUGUGAAUAUUUUUUUUAUGGAAGGAGAGUCAGUUUCCUCAUAUAUUCUAUUAUUAAUUGAUGUUACUUGGUUAAUAGAUUUUAAGCACAUCAGUUAAAUACAAUCUGGUCUCUCUUUAUUGAAGUUCAAAAUACAACAUUACAUGUAUUAUUAGCCUCUGUGUGUAUUAUUUUGUAAUCCACACAUGUUAGUAAAUACCUUGUUUCAGUGUGUUUCUCCUGUCUUACCCUUGCAUCUUGGGGCAGCCAUCUUUGAAUUCUCUUUUGUUCAGAAUAAACAGUUACCCAGUCACAGCCCAUACAGGUACCAAGAGCUGGUGCACAUUCACAAAUCCUUGAUGUCUAUCAUUUGCAAGUGUUGGCCAUAUCAAAAUGAUACCUUAACUGGUUUGAUCAGUUCAUACUGUACAUGGUCUUCCCACAUAACAUGGUGCUUUUGGCAAAGGGAAAUUAAAAGUGGCCACCUUCACAGAGCAAGGAUAAGCCAAGGUAAAUUGAACAUGUAAGUAGUUACUUAUAUAUAAACAGUACAAUACAUUACACAAAGAGGUUGUAUUACAUGGAAUAUUUAAUUACAAUAAUAGAAAUGUGUUACAAUUUUCCUUUAAACCUGAGUUUAUUCGGUUAAACUAAAUUAUAUUUAAUUUGACUUCAGUCAAAUUUCUCCUCUUCCCACCUCCACCCCAAUAUAUCAGGAAUAUAAUAAAAACUUGGGUUCAUUCAUAGUCGUCAUUUAGAUCUAUCUGUCUAGUUUUUUAUUUUUUUUAUUUUUUUUGUCAUUCAAGGUUUUUAUUAAGGUCAUUCAAUAGUUACAGAUGGGUGUGAACAUUUACGUGUCAAAGUAAAGUGUUAUGUAGUUCAGCAUGGUAUACAAUUCAAUAUCAGUUUGAGAGUGUACGAUACAUGCAUGGUAAAUUUCACAUCUAACAUUGUUUGCUAAGAUAAGCUUUUCCAGUUGGUAAGGUAUUUAUGUGGUUACGUUACUUAGUAGGGAUAUGUUGUGGUUCGCAACACUUGGGUCCAGUGAGGUUUGCCUUUCACUGGGGUUUCGAAUAGGAAGCCCGAGGCCUAGUGUUCGGGGGUAAGGGAGGGGGACCUGUGGGCAGCAGGGGGGUGUUUGUUGGGAUAUUGCUGCGUCCGGUGCCAUCUGGGGAAGAUGGGGGGUUAGCGGUCUGUUAGUCGGCGUGUAGCAGGGGGACUGUCUCUGGGGUGCUGUCGCGUGUCUGUUUGUCGUGUGACGUGGUUGUGUCUCCUGAGGGUUAGUGGGGUUGUGUUGUGUGGUGUUCUUUCUAUGUCCGGGGGGGAAAGGUGUGCGUAUGUUGGUAUGUUGGUUGUCUUGUGCAAUUACUUGUCUCGGCAUUGGUUUUUCCCUGGCGGGCUGUGUGUGGCCAGAGCCGCCAGGAGGAGGGCGGGGAGAUAAUAGUGAAGGAUAGGGGUAAGAAGGGAUGGAUGGGUUCAGGGUAAGCAUGGUGAGGUGUGGAGGGUUAGGCGUGGGUUAGGGGGGUUCCGGGUCCAGGCUCCCUUGAUAAAGGCAUUUUUGCCGAAACGUUGGGGGUGUUUUGGUGACUGCCUCUGUCCCUGCUUCUCAUUAGGUCUGGUAUGCUUAUUGUUAUAUAGUUUUGUAUAUUUAUAUCUAUGUUUGUGGGGUUGGAUUAGACUGAUAUUUUAUUUCUCUAUUUUUGUAUAUUGAGACUCUGUUAUUCAUAUAAGAUGCUUUUGGUGUUUAUACUUAUAUUUUCAGAAUUUUUCUGAUCAUUGCUGCAUAGCGUGACAUGAUCCUAUAUUUUGGAUCUUUAUGUUAUGUGAUAUUUUUAUAGAGUAUACCCACUUAAUAAAGAUUGUUUUAUUACUAUUGAUGGUUGUGCUCCUUACUCUAUUGUUAUUUACAUGUAUGUGGGCUUUUGGGGAUAAAGCCUUAUGUGAGUGAGCACCCCAUAUUGUAUUUUCAUAGAGCUCCACUUGGGAGCUUGCAUAUAUUUCAUAUUGAGUGUGCCUACCUUAUUUAAUUUUUAAUUUUCUUCCGAGGUGUAGUCAGAUGUCUCCCGCGCGGGCGCAAUCUUGAUAGGUCUCGGCCGCGGAGUUACUCUGAGCAAAUCGCUGAUAGUUUUAGUUGCCGACAUUGUCUCGCUCUUCAGAUGCUUAGAUUUGCGUCCCAUUUUGCUCAGACAGGCACGGGAGGUAAAACUUCCAAAUCAGUGUAUUAAUGGUUUUGCAGCGGAUUUCUCCCAGGAGCUCAGUGAUUUCACAUCUGCUUGAGUCAAGCGCUAGCUCCGCAACUCUAUCUGCAGAGUUUUAAUGAUCCUUAUAAUCUCUCUUUUUAAAAUAAAUUAUCUUAGAGAUUGCUUAACCCUGCAUGGCACGGGAAUAUUGUCUGUAACCUAAAAAUGAUUAAUGCUACGUCUGCAUAAUUUUUUUGCCAUUAUUUGGUGGAAAUAAAUGUUCUGAUGAUUCUAUUACAAAAUGUGCACAAUGAGAAGUAUCCAUAAAAGAUUUGGAAAUAAAGUUUAUUUUACGUUGGGAAUUUUUUGAUGAAGGAAAUGAUUGCAAAUGAAAUGUUUUCUCAUAAUAACUAUUAAUUAUCAUUUAGAUAUCAAUGUUUAAAGAUGUGGUUUUUUUUGUUUUGUUUUUUAAUCAAGGUAUUCACUAAUUGGAGAAAAAUGUAAAGGGCUAUUCACUAAAGUGAGAUUUGCAGAGAACUAAGAGUGAAUUCCAAAUUGAUAGCAAAGUAGCCUUUCAUAGCUGACUGGGAGAAUGUUUCUGGUUUAUCAAUUUUGACUUUAAAGGGAGGCUGCCGUUGGCAAAACUACUCUAGCUCUUGAAAUCCACAUACAUAUAUGUUGUGCUGGGAUUUUUGCUAGAUGUGGAGUAAAGCCUAUUUAAAAAUAGAUUUUUUACCCCCAUCUGUCUCUCAAUGUCUCGACAGACAGUGAAUGCUGCAUGCGCUGUAGUUACUAUGGUAACUCCCAAGCCAAUGCAGCUAGCGCUGACUAGGGAGUAUGGGAACGAAGUAACAUGACAUCACUCCGCUCAGACGCAGCAUACUCUGUAGCGCUUUACAAUAUUAUCAAAGGGGGAGAUUUAACCAUAAAUGAGACAAUUACAAAAAAACCCUACAGGAACAAUAGGUUAAAGAGGGCCCUGCUCAAACAAGCUUACAAUCUAUAGGAGGUGGGGCAUAAAACUCAGCAGGACAGGAGGUAGCAAUCAAACAAGGUGGAGUGAAGCAGAACCGGAGGAGAGAGUAGAGUGCUGCCCUUUAGGAGAGAGCAAGAGAAAGGUAUGUGAGCUAUUGGUUACUCUGGGAGGCCAUAAGCUUUCCUAAAGAGAUGACCAAGUAGGGGCAUACCUGCAGAUCAGUGAAGAGAUAUAGGAGGGGCUAUAAUUGGUCAGUGCUUUAUAGGUAUGGAUUAGUACCUUGCUUGACUCCUAUAGGAUACAGGAAGCCAAUGUAAGGACUGACAGAGGGGUGAGGUGUGAGAAGAGUGACAAGAGAGGAAAAUUAGUCUAGCUGCAGCAUUCAUUACAGACUGUAGCGGGGCAAUACAGCUUUUGGGAAGAACAAUUAGGAGAGAGUUACAAUAAUCCAUGCGAGAUCUUGCAUAAGAAAGGGGCGGAUGCGGGCUAUGUUUUUAAGGUUUAAUAUACAGGAUUUUGUAACAUACUGGAUGUGAGGCUCAAAUGUUAGGCCAGAAUCAAGUAUAAUGCCAAGACAGCGUGCUUGCAAGGAUGGACUGAUAUGGGUACCACUAACUUGAAGGGAGAGUAAAGGAGGAGGAUCAGUAUUUGGAGCAGGAAAGACAAGAAGUUUAGUUUUAGAGAGAUUGAGUUUCAAAAAGUGGGAGAACAUCCAGUCAGAGAUGGAAGAAAGGCAAGCAGUGACACGUUGCAGGACGGCAGAUAAGAGAUCCAGGGAGGCGAGGUAUAUGUGAGUGUCAUCAGCGUACAGGUGGUAUUGGAAUCCAAAUGAGGUAAUCGUUUUGCCAAGAUAGGCAGUAUAAAGCAAAAAUAGAAGGGGAUCAAAUACAGAGCCUUGGGGGACUCCAACAGAGACAGGACGAAAGGAGGAGGUAUCAUUAGAAAAGAAAACACUGAAUGAGCGUUGGGAGAGAUAGGAAGAAAACCAAGAGAGGACAGUGUCACAGAGACCGAGUGAUUGAAGAGACUGGAGAAAGAGAACAUGGUCAACAGUGUCAAAGGCAGCAGCAAGGUCAAGAAGAAUUGGUAUGGAGUAGUGCACUUUGGAUUUAGCUGUGAUUAGGGCAUUCGUGACUUUAAUAAGAGCAGUCUCAGUAGAUUGGAGGGGGCAGAAGCCAGACUGAAGAGGGUCAAGGAGAGAGUUGGAAUUGAGGAAACAAGUCAUACCAGUCUUUCCAGAAGUUUUGAGGAAAAAGGGAGCAGGGAUAUGGGACGAUAGUUAGAAGGGGAGGAUGGGUCAAGAGAUGUUUUUUUAAAGAUGGGUACUAAAGUAGUAUGUUUAAGGGCAGCAGGGGCAACACCAGAAGAGAGAGAGAGCAGUUGAAGAUGUGUAUUAAGAAAGGCACAAGACAAGAGGAGAGAUAUCUGAUAAGGUGAGACGGGACAUAGAGGAGUGUUGUCCUGCUUGGGUAGUGUCCACGAGUAGGGUAAAUUGACCAAGAGCAGAGGAGAAGCGCAGUCGGAAUGUAACAUCCACCUCUGUAAGGAGACCAUUUUCUGUUGCCAAAGCUGAUAGUAGCUGCAGUGUGACUGCUAUCAACUUACUGAUACAGUGUGUAUUUGCAAAUUGCUGCAAUUGUAAUCCUAUGUUAGCAUGGGGCAUGGUGACUGGAACCUGCUUGCUCAGUGACCUAUGCAAAGAGCAUACAUUUUUAUAGUACUUGUAGUGUCCCUUUAAACAGACACUGUAGACACUAUAACAAUUUCAUCUCAUCAAAUUGGUUAUAGUGCCUGGAGUCUCCUGGUGCUGUUCCUCCGUUUGGUAUUAAACCAUUUUGAGAAGUUAAAGGACCACUAUAGUGCCAGGAAAACAUGCUUGUUUUCCUGGCACUAUAGUGCCCUGAGGGUGCCCCCACCCUCAGGGUCCCACUCCCGCCGGGCUGAAUGGAGAGGAAGGGGUUAAUUCCUUACCUUUUUUCCAGCGCCGGGCUCCCUCAGCGGUGGGGAAUUCCUCCUCCUUUCCCGUCAUUGGCUGAAUGCGCAUGCGCGUCAUGAGCCGCGCGCGCAUUCAGCCAGUCCAUAGGAAAACAUUCUCAAUGCUUUCCUGUGGACGCUGGUGUCUUCUCUCGAUGAGACAGCCACUAGAUGCUGGAUUAACCCAUUUGUAAACAUGGCAGUUUCUCUGAAACUGCUAUGUUUACAGCAGAAAGGGUUAAUCCUAGAUGAACCUGGCACCCAGACCACUUCAUUGAGCUGAAGUGGUCUGGGUGCCUAUAGUGGUCCUUUAAUACCAAGUAAUUCCUUGGCAAACAUUCAAUGCUGAGGAUUUGAGAGACGGGGUAGCAGAAAAUGAAUAACCUCUCAAUCACAUUUCAUAAAAAGAAGCAGGGGAGCUUAAAAGUAAAACAGUAACCACGGGAGGCCAUUCAUCUCUAUACAAUGUAUCCUGCCUAUCCAUGAAAUUGGCUUCUUUCUCCAUGAUUGUAAACCCCUUUUGAGGAUACGUAAAAUAAUUAGCCGAAAAAAAGAGUCUUAGGGUUAUCUGUAAAUUGAAUUCCCAAAUACUUAAAAGAGUCAGCAGCUGACAAAUUCACAGGUUAAUUGAUCUUAUAUCCUGAAAGUGUACUAAAAGAAUUAAGCAAUUCAAACACGAGGGUAAAGAGAAAAUUGAAUCGGCAGUAAGUCAAUAAGAUGUCAUCAGCAUAGGCAGCUGCCUUACAGUUAUACCCUGAACUGAGUUUUAUUUUUUCAAAUAAGAUGGAGUAAUGGGUCUAACAAAAGGGAAAGCAACAAAGGAGAAGGGGGACACCCCUGAUGUUUCCCAUUUGACAGUUCAAAAGGGUCUAAUAGCCCUUCAAAAUGGUAUUGGAAAACUUCAACAUACCAGCAACCGAAUAAAUGUGGGGGAAAAAAAUAGUAAAAAGAAAAGCACAGACACAUUUCCACUGGAUAAUAGUCCUUUUUCAAAGUGCAUAGGUUGUGUCUCACUCUCCUAUCAUUUAAGUGUAUUCAUUGGCGUGCUUUAGGGCUUUGUUUCAUGCACUUUUCAAAUGCGCAGGAAUCAACUUAACUCUGGCCAUUGCCCUUAAAGGGACACUAUAGUCACCUGAACAACUUUAGCUUAAUGAAGCAGUUUUGGUGUAUAGAACAUGCCCCUGCAGCCUCCCUGCUCAAUCCUCUGCCAUAUAGGAGUUAAAUCCCUUUGUUUAUGAACCCCAGUCACACCUCCCUGCAUGUGACUUGCACAGCCUUCCAUAAACACUUCCUGUAAAGAGAGCCCUUUUUAGGCUUUCUUUAUUGCAAGUUCUGUUUAAUUAAGAUUUUCUUAUCCCCUGCUAUGUUAAUAGCUUGCUAGACCCUGCAAGAGCCUCCUGAAUGUGAUUAAAGUUAAAUUUAGAGAUUGAGAUACAAUUAUUUAAGGUAAGUUACAUCUGUUUGAAAGUGAAACCAGUUUUUUUUCAUGCAGGCUCUGUCAAUCAUAGCCAGGGGAGGUGUGGGUAGGGCUGCAUAAACAGAAACAAAGUGAUUUAACUCCUAAAUGACAGUGAAUUGAGCCGUGAAAUUGCAGGGGAAUGAUCUAUACACUAAAACUGCUUUAUUUAGCUAAAGUAAUUUAGGUGACUAUAGUGUUCCUUUAACUUUGUUCUGAUCACCCCAAAGCAGGCAAUUAAAGUCCAUAAGCAGAGUAUAACUUAUCCACAAACAAAAACGUCUCUUUUAAGGCAAUUUAGAAUAUGGAUAAUGUCCUUAUUCCUUAUAAACUUUUUUUUAAAAACGAUUAGAAUACACGCCCUAAUGUAUAACAUUAAAAUCAAAAGAUUAUUUUUUUUCUAAAACUAUUAAUAUGUUAAUAUAUAUAUAUAUAUAUAUAUAUAUAUAUAUAUGUAUAAAAAGGGGAAGAGUUAUAUUGAGAAAUAUUAAAUAUGUAAAUUGUAUAGAUAAUUUAUCCAAUUGCUCACUGGGUAAAUGAUUAAAAAUGCCUGUAGCCUAAGAGAGAAUUAAAGGACAAAAGAAUGCACAUUAAUAUAAAUAUUUAUUCCAAGAUAUAAUAAAUGAAAUAAUAUUACCAUAAAAUCAAGAGAAAAUAUAUUUACCUUCAUACAAGAAAAAUAUAUAAAGUAUUAGAUAUACAUAAAAGAAUGGAAUACAAAUGAUAUAUAUUUAUUUUUUAUAUUUUUAUGAUAAUACAUAAGACAAUUAAUAUUACUAUGGGAAAAAAAGGCAAUACAAAAGGGAAAAAAGGGGAAAGGAAAACAUUUUCCUCUUUACUUAAUCUCUUAUAAAAAUAUAAAUUAUAAAAAAGAUAUAGCUUCAAAAUCCAUAUUAAGGCCAUUAGGUGUUAUGGUAUUUAAAUGAAACAUCUACCACAUUUCUUGUUGCCCUCUAAAUUCAUGCUUUUUACAUGUAGAACUUCAUCUGCAUCAGAACUUCACUGUGUCUAGAUAGCCAUGUAUUGUUAGUUUUGUCUUCCAUCUCAUUGUUUGCUGUAACCACGGCAUCCACCCUGUGUUGAAAAUCCUUAAUGUGGGUUCACAGAGAUUCUAUUUUGGCCUCGACACCUGUAGCCCUUUAUUAAAUUUCUUGGCCAAGUAGGCUCCAUCUGCCUUCAUUUGGUGAAGAAGACGGGCAAUGUCAUCUGAGUAAAACAAGGAGCUUGGUCGCAUCGUACUGUUCCUUCAUUGAGCCAUGAGGGCACAUAUGAGUGCAAUCUUGGACCACUGGUUGCAUCAGGCAGGCUGAAGAAAAUCAGGACACCCCCGAGGAAUCCUUCUUAUGAGACUUAUUCUCCAAAGAGUUCAUAGUUGGAACAUGGUAAGUAUGGUGGUUAGGGCUCUAGAUUCAGCCGUCCAUCUAGCAGCAUGUCCAGAGCACACCCCUCAUUUCUGUUUUUUAAAUAUUCCUUGUAUAAUUUCUUUUUUAUGUCUUGUAAUUUUAUUGUUUGAUUUGGAUGGUUAAUUGUGGUUCAUUUGUAAGAUAAAUGCAUUCGGAGUGUGUACACAAGUGAGGACUUUUGAUUUGACAGUUUACAGAGGUUUACAAAGUAUUUGUACAUAAAAGCAUUUUUUAGGUGAUUAUUACUUAUUAUUGAUAUUUAUGUAAAUAUUCAUUAUACUUUUCAAUAUUUUUCUGAAUAAAAAUAAAAGAUAUACAGUUAGGUUCUGGAAAUAUUUGGACACUGACACAGUUUUCAUAAUUAUGGCUCUGUACCACAAUGGAUUUAAAAUGAAAUAACCAAGAUGCAAUUGAAGUGCAGGUUUUCAGCAUUAAUUCAAGGGAUUGAACAAAAGUAUCAAGUGAACUGUUUAGGAAGUGCAACUAGUUUCAUGCACAAAUUGACAAAUUAGCACAAUCAUAAAUAAAAUGUUAAUUUUUUUAAUACUUUGUCGAGAAUCCUUUGUAGACAAUGAUUGCUUAAAGUCUGGAACACAUGGACCACACCAAACAUUGGGUUUCCUCCUUUGUGAUGCUCUAUGGGCUUUUUUAAUUGUUGUUUUUCUGUGGGUCUUUCUGCUUCAAGUUUUGUCUUCAGCAAGUGAAAUGCAUCCUCAAUCGGGUUGAGAUCAGGUGAUUGAUUCGGCAAUUGCAGAAAAUUCCAAUUCUUUGCUUAAAAAGCUUCUGGGUUGCUUUCACAGUAUGUUUUGGGUCAGUGUCCACCUGUAAAGUUGUCUAAUCAACUUUGCUGAAUUGAGCUGAAUCUGAGCAGGCAAUAUAUCUCUAUACACUUCAGAAUUCAUCAGGCUGCUUGUGCCUUCUGUCACAUCAUCAAUAAACACAAGUGACCCAAUUCCAUUGGAAGUCAUGCACACCCAUGCCAUCAUCCUGCCUCCACUGUGUUUUACAGAUGACGUGGUAUGCUCAGGAUCAUAAGCUGUUCAAAGCCUUCUCCAUACUUUUUUGUUCCAUCAUUCUGGUACAGGUUGAUCUUACAACCUUUCACUUUUUAUCCGCCCUUCACCUAAUUUGGAUGUGAAUACCCUCAAAUUAAAACUGAGAGACUGCACUUUAAGUCCAUAAAGAAUGCUGUUCCAGAACUAGCCCGGCAUUUUUCUGGCCUUUCUAUUUUUGAGGCUUAUGAAUGGUUUGCACUUUGCGGUGAACCAUUUGUACUUGCUCUCGUGUAGUCUUCUCUUUAUGGUAGACUUGGAUAAUGAUCUGCAUACUUCCUGGAGAUUGUUCUUCACUUGACAUGAUAUUGUGAAGGAGUUUUUUCUUUACCAUGGAAAGAAUCCUACAAUCAUCCAAAUGCAAAUUCCAAACCUGGAUUUAACGGCAGGACUUUUACCUGUUUAAUUGAUGAAGAAAUAAUGAAGGGAUAGCCCACACCUGUCCAUGAAACAGAUUUUGAGUCAAUUGUACAAUUACUUUUGGUUCCUUGAAAAUGCAGAGGCUACAUAUUAAAGAGUUGUAAUUUCUAAACCCUUCAUCAAAUAUCAAUGCGAAUACCCUAAAAUAUAAACUGAGAGACUGCACUUUAAGCCCAUGUUUAUUAUUUAAGCAAAAACACUAUAUCACAAAGUGUACACCACAAGUGGAUAUAAAUAACAGUAAUAAUUUACCCUUAGAAUAUGUUGUAAAUUGUAAGAAGAUUCCGCAUAUCUUCUAUAUAAACCAUAAAAAUAUGCAAUCUAUAGAAAUGAAGAACGCAGAUAGUAUAAUACUUUAUUACACCAAAAGAAAAUUAAGAUGAUAUAAUGCAUUCCCAAAGGUACAAUUGUUUGUAGGCACGUAGAAAGGAUUUUAAAUAUAUGACCUUCUUAUUGUCUCUUACCUCACGUUCAAUACAUAAAGGAAAGAAGAGAAACAUGCACAUAGUGUAACAGUAUAAACAAAAUUAACAGCUUUAUUGAAGUUGCACUCAGAGGAUAAAAAAAACAUACAUUGCACAUCACAUAUCACAUAUAUUGCACAUCACAUAUCACAUAUAUUGCACAGUGAGCUGUUGGUGUGCAAUGUUUUCUUUUAUCCUGUGGGUGCAAUUUAAAUAAAGCUGUUAAUUUGUCUAUACUGUUACACUAUGUGUAUGUCUCUUUCAUUUCCUUUCAUGUAUUGAACGUGGGGAAAGAGAAGAUAAGAAGGUCAUAUAUUUAAAAGCCUUUCUACGUGCCUACAAUCAAUUAUACCUUGGCGAGUACAAUUGAUUGUAGGCAAUGUAUCACCUUAAUUUUCUUUUGGUGUAAUACAGUAUUACACUAUUUGUCUUCUUUAUUUCUAUAGAAUGCAUACUUAUAAUUUAAGUUGAAUUUAUUUUGGUAAACAUCCAAAAUAACAAAACAUUAAAAAAUAUUUCCAGACCUAACUGUAUACCUAACAACAUACUAUACCCAGUCUGUAUCUUCAAGUCUCAUAUACUUAAUAAUUCCUCCAACAUAAAAUAUUUUCCAUUCUAGCUACAUAGAGUUUCUAUUUUUAUCAAUGUGCAAAAUUGUUUUCUUUCAUGCUCCGCUACCUAUGAUGUCUAGACACUGGAUUAUAACAGGGCAAAUACAGAAUGUUCAGUUCAGACUGAUGUUUUUAUUAUGUUGUCAAGCUAGGCACUUGUUUAACCCCUUAAGGACUGAGGACAGCUCAGGACCAUCAUCGGCAUUUUUGCAUUGCCAACCGGUGACGGUCCUGAACCGUCCUAACGAUCUUAUGUACUUACCCGAUCGCCUUCGUUCCCCCGGCGGCGAUCGGCGAUGCUCCUGGUGUGGGGAGACUGCCUGCAGCCUAGACAGUCUCCCCAUGUCGGAUUAGGGCCCCUGGGGCCAUGUGAUCGCUCAACACAGCGAUCACAUAGUCACAAUAAGUGUCCAUGUGUCUGCCUGCAGGGGGACUGCCUGUGCUGACAGGCAGUCUCCCUGCUAGUGUAAAAUUAAAAAAAAAAUUAAAAAGUUAAUGUUAAUUUAAAAAAAAAUUAUAUAUGUGUAUAUAAAUAUGAUAUAUAGACAUUUAUUAUAUCUAUAUAUUUCUAUAUAUUAUAUAUAUAAUGUCAUACUAAGUGUAUUUUUAUAUUAAUAUGUACAUAUAUUAAUAUAAAAAUACACCUAUAAUUAAAUUACACGCGUAUAUAUAUAUAUAUAAUAUAUAUAAUAACUAUAUAUAUUGUAUAUAUAUUAUUAUAAAAUACAAAUAAUAAGUAAUUUAAAUUAAAUUAAAAAAUGUAAAAAUAAUAUCUACAUGAAAUUUUAUUCUAACUGUAUUUUGAUAUUAAUAUAUAUAUCUUUAUAUCAAAAUACACUUAGAAUUAAAUUGUAUAUAUAUCUAUGUAUAUAUAAAUAAAUAAAAAUAAUACGAAAUAUACAGAUGUCCAUAUACAAAAUUACAUAAAUAAUUAUAUAAAUAUACACGUAGACUUCAAAUAUAUAAAUAUGCUUAUAUAUUUAAAUUCUACGUGCGUAUUUAUGUAAUAUUUUUACAUAAUUAAGUAAUUUUAUUGAUUGCAAUUUGAGGGACCUGUCUGCCAAACCAGGCCAAAAGUCCAGAGAAUUUAAUUUGCUAGCACUGUAUUUUACCCUGUAACGUUCUACGACACCCUAAAACCUGUACAUGGGGGGUACUGUUUUACUCGGGAGACUUCGCUGAACACAAAUAUUAGUGAUUCAAAACAGUAAAACAUAUCACAGCGAUGAUAUUGUCAGUGAAAGUGACUUUGUUUGCAUUUUUCACACACAAACAGCACUUUUACUGAUGAUAUAAUUGUUGUGAUACGUUUUCCAGUGUUGAUACACUAAUAUUUGUGUUCAACAAAGUCUCCUGAGUAUACACAGUACCCCCCAUGUACAGGUUUUAUAGCGUUUUUGAAAGUUACAGGGUCAAAUAUAUGGGUCAAAUAUUUUUACAUUGAAAAUGGCCAGGUUGGUUACGUUGCCUUUGAGAGCGUAUGGUAGCCCAGGAAUGAGAAUUACCCCAUGAUGGCAUACCAUUUUCAAAAGAAGACAACCCAAGGUAUUGCAAAUGGGGUAUGUCCAGUCUUUUUUAGUAACCACUUAGUCACAAACACUGACCAAAAUUAGCAUUCAAUUUAGUUUUUUACUUUUUUCACACACAAACAAAUAUGAACGCUAACUUUGCCCAGUGUUUGCGACUAAGUGGCUACUAAAAAAGUCUGGACAUACCCCAUAUUGAAUACCCUGGGUUGUGUACUUUAAAAAAAAUAUGUACAUGUGGGGUGUUAUUCAGAGAUUUAUGACAGAUAAUAGUGUUACAAUGUCACUAUUGAUACAUUUUAAAAAUGUAUGUUUUGAAACUGCAAUAUCUUAUUUGUACUUAUAGCCCUAUAACAUGCAAAAAAAUAGCAAAAAAGCAUGUAAACACUGGGUAUUUUUAAACUCAGGACAGAAUUUUGAAUCUAUUUUUUCAUUCGCUUUUGUAGAUGAGUAAAAGAUUUUCCAAGUAAAAGUCAAAAACCAUGUAUUUUUUUAAAUUUUUCAUCAUAUAUUUUUAUUUUUUUUCAAUUAAAUUACAUGAGAUUAUAUAAAUAAUGGUAUGUAAAGAAAGCCCCUUUUUAUCCUGAAAAAAACAAUAUAUAAUUUGUAUGGGAACAGUAAAAGAGAGAGCGGACAAUUACAGCUAAACACAAACACCACAAAAGUGUAAAAAGAUGCCUGGUCACAAAUGUACAACAUCGCAAAAACAGUCCGGUCCUUAAGGGGUUAAAAAUAGAGAUUAGAACACAGAAAGUGGCCCAGUGCAUCUGUUAACAUACACAAGUAGAUUCAUUCAUGUUUUUUAUGCAUGAUUACAAUUACCAAGAGCUUCAUUAAACAUAUUGUAUUGCAAUUUUUUUUCCUUUAGUUGUCUCACCACUUUCUCUUGGAAGUGGGAGAGUACAUGAUAAAGAUAAGAAAUGUUUAGUUUUGAUGUACAAUCAUAAAUAAAAUCAAAACAAAUGUGUUUUCUUGAUGAUGUACCAGGUGUAUCAAAUCUCCUUAGAAAGGGUUGCCAGUUCAUGGUUUAAUAUACACUGCUCAAAAAAAUAAAGGGAACACUUAAACAACACAAUGUAACUCCAAGUCAAUCACACUUCUAUGAAAUCAAACUGUCCACUUAGGAAGCAACACUGAGUGACAAUCAAUUUCACAUGCUGUUGUGCAAAUGGGAUAGACAACAGGUGGAAAUUAUAGGCAAUUAGCAAGACACCCCCCAAUAAAGGAGUGGUUCUGCAGGUGGUGACCACAGACCACUUCUCAGUUCCUAUGCUGGUGGUGCUUUCACUCUAGUGGUAGCAUGAGACGGAAUCUACGACCCAAACAAGUGGCUCAGGUAGUGCAGCUCAUCCAGGAUGGCACAUCAAUGCGAGCUGUGGCAAGAAGGUUUGCUGUGUCUGUCAGCGUAGGGUCCAGAGCCUGGAGACGCUACCAGGAGACAGGCCAGUACAUCAGGAGACGUGGAGGAGGCCGUAGGAGGGCAACAACCUAGCAGCAGGACCGCUACUUCUGCCUUUGUGCAAGGAGGAACAGGAGGAUCACUGCCAGAGCCCUGCAAAAUGACCUCCAGCAGGCCACAAAUGUGCAUGUGUCUGCUCAAAUGGUCAGAAACAGACUCCAUGAGGGUGGUAUGAGGGCCCGACGUCCACAGGUGGGGGUUGUGCUUACAGCCCAACACUGUGCAGGACGUUUGGCAUUUGCCAGAGAACACCAAUAUUGGCAAAUUCGCCACUGGCACCCUGUGCUCUUCACAGAUGAAAGCAGGUUCACACUGAGCACAUGUGACAGACGUGACAGAGUCUGGAGACGCUGUGGAGAACGUUCUGCUGCCUGCAACAUCCUCCAGCAUGACCGGUUUGGCAGUGGGUCAGUAAUGGUGUUGGGUGGCAUUUCUUUUGGGAGCCGCACAGACCUCCAUGUUCUCCCCAGAGGUAGCCUGACUGCCAUUAGGUACCGAGAUGAGAUCCUCAGACUCCUUGUGAGACCAAAUGCUGGUGCGGUUGGUCCUGGGUUCCUCCUAAUACAAGACAAUGCUAGACCUCAUGUGGCUGGUGUGUGUCAGCAGUUCCUGCAAGAUGAAGGCAUUGAUGCUAUGGACUGGCCUGCCCGUUCCCCAGAGCUGAAUCCAAUUGAGCACAUCUGAGACAUCAUGUCUCGCUCCAUCCACCAACGUCACUUGGCACCACAGACUGUCCAGGAGUUGGCAGAUGCUUUAGUCCAGGUCUGGGAGGAGAUCCCUCAGGAGACCAUCCGCCAUCUCAUCAGGAGCAUGCACAGGCGUUGUAGGAAGGUCAUACAGGCACGUGGAGGCCAAACACACUACUGAGCCUCAUUUUGACUUGUUUUAAGGACAUUACAUCAAAGUUGGAUCAGCUUGUAGUGUGUUUUUCCACUUAUAUUUUGAGAUUGACUCCAAAUCCAAACCUCCAUGGGUUGAACAAUUUGAUUUCCAUUUUCUAAUUUUUGUGUGAUUUUGUGAUCAGCACAUUCAACAAUGCAAAGAACAAAGUAUUUCAAAAGAAUAUUUAAUUCAUUCAGAUCUAGGAUGUGUUAUUUUUGUGUUCCCUUUAUUUUUUGAGCAGUGUAUAUAGACAUCUAUGCAAAAUGUAUACAUCAGAAUGGUACUGGUUACCAGUUUCAUUGUUAAAUUGUUUUUGAGUGGAGCGUUCAGCUGAUGAUCUCAGCCUAUCACUGCACUCUGUCGUUGGUAUGAUUUGGUGUGACGUAAGGAGGAGUGUAACUGCAGAGUUGCAGGACUCCAACAUUUUGACAGAUUUUCACUGCUGUUUAACUUCACCAUGUUUGAUAUCACAUUAUGGCCUGGUAAAGACCCUAUUACUAGGUCAAAACAUUAAAAUGAAUUUAGAAGGAGUGCUGGACCACUUGUUUUUUAUCCUGAUUCGCUAUUUAGCAGUUCAGCAAUAUUUUAAAAGGAAACAGGGAAUGGUUCCUUGGGAAUACGGGCACCACAACUACCGUAUUUUCCGCCGUAUAAGACGACUGGGCGUAUAAGACAACCCCCAACUUUUCCAGUUAAAAUAUAGAGUUUGGGAUAUACUCGCCGUAUAAGACUACCCCUCUUCCAAUGCACACCAAAUAAAAAUUAGCCAUGAUGUACAGUGAGCAGACAGAGCUACACAGCAAGACAUUAAAUAAUGAUACUCUGAAAUAGUAUUUAAAGCCCAGGUAUGUGCCAUGCUGUUUGGGCAUAUAAUCCAUGCCUGCUGGUCUAGCACACAGGAGGCUAAUUGCGAUAUAUUCUUUUUACUCCCCCCCUCCAUUUUUUUACUCCCCCCCCAUUCUUUUUACUCCCCCUCCCCCCCAAUCCUCCCUACAUUCUUCUCACCUCCCCUUCCCUGUGCAGAUUGGGUGGCCGAGCUCCUCUUCGUCCUGUCAGUCCGGCCGGGUACCGUGCGGUACAGGAGAUUCAGUUACCUGUUCCCGGCCGGACUGUAAGGAAGUGAGCACUCAGUGUGGCCUUCCUUUCAGUCCGGCCGGGAACAGGUAACUGAAUCUCCUGUACCGCGUGGUACCCGGCCGGACUGACAGGACGAAGAGGAGCUCGGCCAUCCACUCUGCACAGGGAAGGGGAGGUGAGAAGAGAGGCAGUGCGGCAGCUGUCUGAGCGCUCUCUAUAGAGCACUCAGGGGGCUGCAGCAUUAGAAGGGCCGGCGAUGGGGGCGCAGGGAGCCAUAUAGACCCUAUACCCGGCGUAUAGGACGACCCCCGACUUUGGAGAAGAUUUUCCAGGGUUAAAAAGUCAUCUUAUACGCCAGAAAAUACAGUACUUAAAUGAGCUGAAGUGAUUUAUGCUGCCUAGAGUGUCCCAUUAAAGCAAUUUUUUUUUCUUUCUAAAAACACCUUAGACACAGCUGGGUAAUCCCUAAAUCCUGGACUGGUAGGAGGGCGGGGAGCAUGAGGGCUGGUUUGGGAACCACUGCUUUACAGGAACACUAUAGUCACCAAGACCACUUCACCUUAAUUAAGUGGUCUGGGUGCAGUGUUCUAUUUAUUUUAAGCUUGCCAUGUAAAACAUUGCAGUUUUUUAUAUUUUGUACAUGGCAGGGUUUAAUCCACCUCUAGUGGCUGUCUUCCUAACAACCACGAGAGGCAUUUUUUCCUCCAGACUGAGUAAAAGUCUGAAAAUCAAAUGCUGUUGAUAGCAGCAUUUGUUUGGAGGAGUGCGACGUUUGGCUGUGCAUGCACAUUUCCAAAGUAUUGCUUCUUUAUGUGAAGAAAUAGAUUGGAGGAGAUUCUGGGUGAUAUCAGUUGGGAUGCCGGCAUGGCCGGAGACGGAGUCACGGCACUGGAAAGGUUGUGAGUAAUCUCUCUUUUAAACUUUUAUUUUAGGCUUCAAAUGAGAGUGAGCAAAAGGUAACCUCUAGUCCUGAAAUAACUAUUGUUAUUUUCAGGACUAUAGGUUCCGUUUAAUAAUAAGAUUUAUGGCCAACCUAUUUAGUUAAUUUCAUGCAUAACAGUACAGGAGCCAUAGCAAAAAGAACAAGUAAGCAUGACAGUUAUUACAGAAUGAGGCUGGCUGUGUUAUAUUCACACGGUAGGUUUAUCAAAACAACGUGUAUAAUGUAAAUCCAAGUUUUAUUUUUUUUUAUGCACUCAGCAUUUUUUUAUCGUCAGCGUUGUAUUCGAAAAAGAAAAAUAUAAUGCCAAGUAGUUGUCUCAAUUAAAGUAAAUAUUCACUAACAUUAUGGCUUUGAUUUAAUAUUGUUAGAUACGUUUAGAAAUAAUUUAAUAUUUUUGGGUAAUUAAAAUUAUUCUAAAAUAAAUUUAGAAUUCUAAAAUACGUUUAGAAUUCAUUUAAUAUUUUUGGAGAUUAAAAUUAUUGUUUCACCAUUUUAAAAUAUCAAAACAAACACGUUAAAAAAAAAAUCUAAAUAUUUCAAAGUUAAAAUAGUUUUCAAUUAUUAAAUCAUUUAAAAAAAAUUUCCAAAAUAUUAAAUAAUUUGCUAAACUUAUUCAACAAUAUUAAAUCGAGGCCUAUGUUCUGUGCGAAUUUUGUUUUCCUGUAUCCACAGACUCAAAAUAAGACUGACUAGCAGAUUUUUAAAUUGCUUUUAUCUUGAUGAGUAGUGUCUACUUGAUAACAAUGCUUCUGUUACAGUUUCAACCAUAGCAGUAUCCAGGGCAACUAAUGAAUACUUACAUUUUUUCUUACAAACAUCUGUUUCCUUACAACUACAUUAAAUUAGUAUGCAAUGCCAAUUUCAUUGUUUUUAGCUAAACUGCACCUCCACUGUUUCAUGAGUGGAGGUGUUAUAUGCGAAUUCAUGUAGGAGCCUGUCUGGUUGGUAUAGAAUAAGCAACACGAUGGCCUCGAUUUAAUAAGCUUUCCAAAUGACACAAUACUAUUAGGCAACAUUCCAAAUGAUUUAUCUACAUAACUCCCCAAUAAAGUCUGGAAAUUUAGAAAGUGUUCUAACAAUAUUGAAUGUUAGGCUGAAAAAAAUCACCACAGGGUCUGGCAACCCUUACGCUGCUAUGGAUUUAUGCACUAACACGUUUCUGCUUUCCUUGUAUCUGUGUAAUCCGCUGCUGGGAAUACUCAAAGAAGUCACAGAAUUUCAUAUGGAUUACUAAUAAGCAUUCAAAGGUUUAAUGCGUAGUACAUCGUAUAUAUAAAAUACAGUUUGUCUAGGGGUGUAUACAUCAAUGGCAAUAUCAUCCAAUCAUAGGAGUCUCAGAACAGAACAUAAUUAGUUAGCUGUUAGUUACUUUCUUGUUAAUGGAUAUAAGUGACAGUAUGAGAUUCGGAAUCUAGCUACAAUUUGAAGUUGCUAGAAAGAAUGCUAUUUUUUCCAAGUGCAGAAUGUUUAUAAAAGAUAGCUGGCUCAAGGACACAAGAACGGAAACCGAUUGUAUCAGGGGCGGGCUGGGCCAGGGGGCAGGGAGGCAAUGGCCCCCCAGGCCGCCCUAAAUCAUUUUAAAACCGUCCGCUGCAGGGCUGAUUCUAAUGCUGCAGCCGCCUGAGCACUCUAUAAAGAGCCUCAGGCGAUUGCAUCGCUGCUUCUCUCCUCCCCUUCCCAGUAGCGUGGCCGAGCUCCUCUCAGGUUCUCAGUGCCCGGCCGGAGUGGUAGGAAGGUGCACACUCAGUGUGCACUUCCUGUCAGUCCGCCCGGGUAGAGGAAACAGAAACUCCUGUACCGUGCGGAGUUUCUGUUUCCUGUACCCGGCCGGAUUGACACUAAGUGCACACUGUGUGUGCACCUUCCUAUCACUCCGACUGGGCACCGCGGACCGGAGAGGAGCUCGGCCACGCUGCAGGGAAGGGGAGGUGAGGGGGGGAGUAACAGGUGAAUGGGGGUGAGGCAAGAAGAAGGGGGUAAGAAGAAGAGGGGGGUAAGAAGAAGAGGGGGGGUAAGAAGAAGAGGAGGAGAAGAAGAGGGGCAAGAAGAAGAAGGGGUAAGAAGAAGAGGGGGGGAAGGAUGGGGGGAGGUAAGAAGAACAGGUGGGGGAGUAAGAAGAAGGGUAAGAAGAACAGGUGGGGGUAAGAAGAAGAAGGGGGAGUAAGAAGAAGAAGGGGGUAAGAAGAACAGGUGGGGGGAGUAAAAAGAACAAGGGGGUAAGAAGAACGGGGUAAGAAGAACAAGGGGGAAGUAAGAAGAACACAGGGAGGAGGGGGUAAGAAGAACACAGAGAGGGGUGGGAGAGUAAGAAGAACACAAGGAUGAGGGGGUAGAGUAAGGGUGAGGAGAAGGGGAGAUGAGGAGAACGGGGGGACUGAGAAGAAUACAGGGAGGGUGGGUGGUGAGGAGAACACAGGGAGGAGAGGGGGUAAGAAGAACACAGGGAGGGGGGAGGUGAGGAGGACACAGGGAGGAGAGGGGGUAAGACGAACACAGGGAGGGGAGGUGAGGAGAACACAGGAGGGGGGGGAGAGGUGAGAAGAACACAGGGGGGGAGAAGAACACAGGAGGGGGGGAGGUGAGAAGAACACAGGGGGUAAGGAGAACACAUGGAGGGGGGGAAUGAAGAACACGGGGUGUUUCCUGUACCCUGCCGGACUGACAGGAAGUGCACACUGAGUGUGCACCUUCCUAUCACUCCAGCUGAGAAGAGCACAGGAAGGGUGGGUGAGUGUGAGAAGAGACCACAAGGGGAGGGUGGGGGAGAGGAGAGACCACUAAGGGGCAGGGAAGAGCUCUAAGGGACAGAAGGGAGAGCUCUAUAGGACAGGGGGCAGGACAGGGAGCUCUUUCACACUACGCUCACACACACACACAUAAUGCAUCCCUAUACAUACACAGAAACACAACAUGCUUCCCAUACACACAGAGAAACACACAAUGCAUCCAUUACACACACACAAUGCAACCCUUACACACAAAGACAAUGCCUGAGAAGUCUACCAUCAACCAAUCCCAAAAUAAUUGUUAAAUGACGCAUGUCCCUUUAAGUUCAUGCACUCUUAAAAAUACAAAUUCAUGUAUCAGUUUGUCAUUGGAUAAGAUCAAACAAAUCGGAAAUCAUUCAUUUGGUGCAAAGCUACAUUAUAAUUAAUACAAUAUUAGCAGCUGCUUACGUAUGCCUUUUUUAUCAUUUUUUAUCUUUUUUUUUAAAUCAUUUUUUUAUAAUGUAUUAAAGGAGCAUCCAUUGCACAAUAACAACGUAUGCUCCUUGCAUGGGAUAUGAGGCAAGGAGGUUCCCUGUGUUAUGGAUAUAAAUUAAUGUAGGUACAAUGUUACCAAGUAAACUAACUCUUAUGUCUGCUUCUUUUUUAGAAAGGCAAAAUAAUAAUUAAAAAAAAUUACGACUUUCAUUUAACAUGUAUGAUAUAUUGCAGAAUAUAUGUGUAUAUUGUAAUUUGGUUUGUGUUACUAUAGCAUGAAAUUAACUCAAAUGAUAAGUAAUUGUUCCAAAUGAUGACCUGUGUCAUUGUAAAUAUAGCACUACCAUUGGAGAAACAGGUAAUAAAGUAAAUAGGAGAUUGGAAGUAAAGUUAAUAGGACUUUACUUUCUCUCCUAUAUUUACUGUUCUCUCCUACAUUUACUAUUCUAAAGGUAAAUAUUCUUUAAAAUAUUUAAAAUGUGUUAUCUAAGCGUAAAUACAAUAAACAUGGACGGGUCAACUGCAGUCUUGAUUCUCCCUUUAAAGGAACAUUACAAACGCCAUGAUCACUACAGCUCGAUGUAGAGGUUAUUGUGCCAGAAGUGCCCUGGCUCUAGCCCCAUGAUAAGGAUUGAAGCCAUUUUUGAAUGGUUGGACUUCUUACCUGAGGUCCUCUGGGUGUCGCUUUCCACCUCUAUUACUAAUACCAGUGAGAGCUUCAGCUCAGGCUCUCAUCCAAUCACCGCACUAGAAAGGACGUUUCCUCAAACAUAGAUUUGCGGGAUUCCAUUCGCUAGUGAACUGGUCUAUGUUCGGGGGAAUUCCGCCGAAUGUAGACCUGCUUUCUAGCACAUGCUUGCUACCAUUUUCCCCAGAAAUAAGACAUCCAUUGAAAGGAGCCUUAGUGCAUUUUUAGGGGGAAAAUUAAUAUAAGACCCGGUCUUAUUUUCGGGGAAACACGGUAGUGUGAGGUCUUAUGAAUCAUAUAACAUAUACUUGGGGUAGACGAACCUCGGCACUCUAGUUGUGUUUUACUACAUCAACCUGGAUACAUUGCCACCAUUAUGGAUGUAAGAGCUUUAUGGGAGAUGUAGUCCAUCACAUCUGAAGUGCCGAAGAUUUCUUACCUCUUAUAUACACAAUAGAGUUAUGCAGUAAAAUCCAUUCAGAUGCACAGAGACUGCUAUAGAAAACUUUGCAGAUGGUUCUCAGCAAUCUAUACUCUUCCAAUACAUGGAUUUUCAAGAAUUCUGUCCAUCAUUUGGAAAUACUUUUAUUUCUAGUUUUGUAAAACAUACCACCAAGUUGUACCCAAGAAAAUAACCUGUAUAUCUGGAAUCAUGGUGUUUACUAUAAUGAUUUGCCACCCAGCUUUUUGUCUGAGCAAAAAUAUAGGAUACGAAAUUUUACGAAAUUUAAAUAUUUGUAAAUGUGCUUCUGUAUACUCUUGGUGAUCACUGGCAUGUAGCAUACUUAGCUACAACUGAACAUUUUACAUUUCAUUUCCUUGCUCGCCUGCAGAUGUUUAGUUAUAUUGUGCACUAAUGUACCCGCUAAAUUACUCUGCCAUGUGUAGGUGUUGUGUUCAUCCUGCUGGGAUGUUUUGCUGUUUCAACAAUAACAAGCAAUAUAUUAUUUUGGUAUGAAAUAUUUAGAGCAACGUCCUCAAUACAUGUCACAUUUUUAUUAGGGUAAGCAUGAGUCAUACAUAGUAUUUGUGGAAAAGGAGAGCAAUUUCAUUAUAGUCUCUUUGGAAAACAUAUUUGUGUCACUGUGUUCACAAAUUUAAUUUCAGCUUAAAGGUCUUGUCUACAAUUUACAUUUUGAUUUAUUUUUAAAGGGACACACAAGGUACACUAGACAAUAUAGUGGUUAUGGUGCCACGUUUCCAUGGGUGCGUCUAUUAGUAAUCUGUCAAAACAUUUAGAAACGAUUUGACACUCAAUGAAGUGGCAUGGGUGCAGUUCCCCUGUUUUUUUAACCCUGCAAUGUAAACGUUUUCAGUUUAGGCAAUGUUUCCAUUGUAAGGCAAAACCUACCUCUAGUGGUUGUCUUCACGAAAUCCACUAGAGAUGCAUCUGCUUUGACAAACAAGGCAGACUGGGCUAUCACAGGUUAGCUUCUCAUUGAGAAGGUUAGCAAUGCUCUUCAAUGAGGAGAAUUGGAUUGGACGAGAAGAUGAACAGUCUUCGCUGAAAAAAAGGUAAGUAAUUAUCUAAAUCAUACCUAGAAUCAUAAAUUCUGUGGAGAAUACUGUAGCAUUAGGAAUACAGGUUUGUAUUCCUAAUGCAAUCGCGUUCCUUUUAAAUCAUUUGGCAUAUAUCCAGUUAAAGCAAAAAAUAAUAAUGUUGUUUGAUCAGAAGGAAAUUUCAUACAACUGACUACCCUAUCCACAUAUAAUUACAUGGCAGUGUAGCCUUAAAGAAGAAUUUUUGGAGUCUGAUACAGUAUAGUGUCGGGAAAUAAUUCUGAAAUCAGAUUUAAAAACUGAUGUGUGUGAAUCAUCAACCCUGGUUUGAUAUGGGUUUCUAGAAGUAGGAAUACUUUCAGUCCAAUGCUAGUUAGCUUCUCAUCUCCGGGAAUGAUAAAUGCAUCAUAUCAGAACUUCACUUAAGUCCCAUCUUGUCAGUUCCCACCUCACAAGCUGGUUUCCACCAGUCCAUUCAAUUUACUUUCCAUAAUAUAUCUGUUCACAUCAGUUACCUACGCCUGUCUUAUCCAUAUAAGUAGAGCUUAUCUUCUUUACACUAUUCAAUAUCUGACUCCAUUGUUCAAUCUCUAAAGAGCAAGCAGACACAGAGUUCCACUUCACUGUUCUCCUUAACGCCACUGGUGGCAUCAGUGCUGUAGAAUCACUGUCACUAGGUUAUAUCAAUCCACACUUACUAAUGCCUUCAAAAUAACUGGAUCUCUUGUCUUCUGAUGUUUAUAGAAAAGUACAAUUAAUAUUCAGUAAUCAACCGUAACAUAAUCUGAACUAGAGCAAUGGCACAUUAAAUUUGUGAUAUGUAAUAUAUAGCAUACAUCCUAACAGUGGAAAGUAUGCAAUCGGGACAGGGUGAGAGGGGCAUCACCAGUGAUGUCAACAUUGUGACUGUCCCAUGGAAAGCGGCAUAGUUGGUAGGUAUGAGAUAGGCAUUUGAAACUAAAAUAAAAAACGCAACUUGGGGGGGGCAGGGCCUGACCAGCAUGGCCGACAGAAGUGUAUGCAGAGAGCUCUUCUCACAAACCAAGCUUAAACUAACGCAAAACAGGAUGCAACCCCAAAAACAGCAACCAAACAGUCAGUACACUGUACCUAUGCGAUGGGGGUCACCCACAGACUACUCCGGAGACUCGCCUGCUGAAUUGCAGCCAAGAGAUGCGUCUGAGGCCUACACGUAUGGAGGGGCUCCCGGGGGAGAAUACGGCCGAUCCUCCAACCUGAGGCCACCGGGCUAAUACAAGCGAGCCGUUCCCCUCCCUCUGGACCGGUGGGGGUCAUCCCGGUCCCUGCUGGGGAAACAGCAGCAGACCAUCAAGCCACACCGCCUCUUCCCGCUCCCUGGCCGCAACCAACACGGCCGACGGAGCAGGGAAACACGAUGCAGCAACCUGGGAAACCAACUUUAAUGCUGAAUUCUAUAGGAUAUGUGCAGCGUUCUGGCGCCAGAUUGCAGCCCGCACAGAGCAGACGCAACCGCAUACCACCCCUACCUUGCAGCUCCAGACAGCAACCAUCCCUUCUUCUGAGCGGGGCACUCAUGUGGAGGCACCUCUCCUAAGCCAGCCAAACAUCCGGGGAGACAUCCGCAAACGGGAGAAACCCGGGGCCCACGACCCUCGAAAAGGGACCGAUGGCAGGACGGCACGAGUGCCCCUUAAAGCUUCAGGCCGAAGGCGUGUAGCAUGCUGACAUCACGGGGCCGGGAACAGCUGGAAAAGACCAACACCCAGGUCAGCCAAAAGAUCCCACGCCACGGAAGGUCUGUCUGGCGAAGCACUGCUGACCCAUACUCACACACGGGUCAGACAGAGCCCCCCCCACACGACCGGAUGACCAGACCUCCCGGGGGCCUCCACACUUUCCCACCCUGCGGAGUGGGUUGAAAACAAGCAUCAACGCUCGAGCCCAGAUCCAAACGGAACCACAUACAGCCCCAAACAACCGACCCGGAACUGGAGGUUUUCCUCGCAAUAUGACUCCAUAACAUAGCAAUACACAGCCCUGGACUCGCACCCCCAAAGUGUCUUGAUGCCACAAACGGGCACUGUAAUCUCAGGGGACUUAGAAAUGUUUUUGAUUGCAUAUGAACCCUGUCCAGUAUGUUCAGUACUCAAAUGUUUUCCCUCAUCUUUAUAUCUACCUACCCAAUCCCCUGCUCCUAAAGGCAAAAGCGUUACAGCACUAACCAUAACAAACUCUCCAACCCAGCAGACAUCUCACACUGCAUACAUAUACAGUACACCUAAGCCUUGUUCCAACCUGAUAAUCACCACAAAUAUGUUUACAAUUCCGCACAGGGGUUAGAAAAGAACCCUACCAUAAGCCUGUUUAUAUCUUUAACUGUUUAUCUACCUAACCUGCGACUUGUUUCCUUCUUCUCUAUAAAAUAGAAAAUGGUACAUGUAAUAACAGAUACCCCUAUUGUAAGCAUGACAAUACGCAUGAGAAUGCCAUUGGGGUACCUCAUGCCUGCCUGUAAUAAUUUUAUGCACUGCAAAAAUACAAAAAAACAACAAAAAAAACAAACGUAACUUUGAAAAUGAAAAGAAGACAUAAACAACAUGAAGAAAAAAAGUGUGAACAUAAAAUAAAAAAGAAGUUAAAAGUACAUGAAAGAGUUACUCCAAACAUUUAAGUGCUUUGAAGUGGUCAUGGUGCCUGGAAUCUGUAUGUUCUGCAUUUUAGAAUGGAACGUACAUACAGAGUAUUACCCCCUUUGCUGUUUGUUUAAGUCGACCUCCACCAGCCACUGUCAAUUCUGUGCACAGUAUAUCAUUGGGCUGAUAAAUGGUGACUGGAAUGGCUUUUGGCUUUCACAGAUCUGCAGAAUCCGGAAGUGCAUCAUCCAGCAUGACAGAAGCCAGAGCCUGGCGAGAGUCCAGGAAAGAGAGCAAACCGUUGCUAAUCAGAUGCCAGAAGAACUGGGCCAGGGCAUCUUAACCACUGCAUUGGGCUGUAUAUCAACUUAAUAUUGUUUUAUAUUUUUGAGUGGUCUGAAAAUAUAGCUUACAUUAACUGCAGUACUAGUUUCUGCAGCUACUGUUGCAGUUGUAAGCCUUCUUUUUAUCCAACCCAGACUUGAGAAACAUCUGAUCAAACAAAGUCCAUCACAGAUGGGACAGAUCUCUCAUUGAGAAGAUUUGCCAACACAUCAUCAUGCAUGCAUAUGACGAGCCAGCUUUUUGGAAUAGCAAGUUUGCAUUGUUUGAUUAGAAAGCUUCGAAAGCGACUCUGCCUCUUCCAUGUUGAACUAUAUUUCAAAGCAAGCAAAACAAAGCCACUUCUAGCUGUCUCACUGACAGCUGGGAAGGUGUGAAAAAGUUAUUUUAUAAAAGCACUACAUUUUCUUCAAAUAGACACUUUUAUUAAAUAAGCCUGCAGGGACAGACAAAUGAACCCUAAAAUAAGUCAGGAAGUUGAAAUGCUUUAUAUGCUUGUAGUAUUUCUUUAAUUAUUAUUUUAUUAUUAUCUUAUUAUUUAUAUAGCGCCAUCAGAUUCCGUAGCGCUCAGCGCUAGUUAUUAGGUACUGAUGUCAGCAUUAUGUCAUUGGGGAAGAGAAUAUUUCUCAUGGAAUCCCUGUGUUACAGAAUAAGACUGUGUAAUGGUAUGGGCAUAUUAUAUUUGUGUUAGCGCACAGUUCCAGAAAAUAGCAUCUGCUGUGUCCUUAUCAUUGGCCAUAUAUUUCAUUCAUCAAAUGACAAUAUUUUAAACAUUAUUACAUGUUCUUUACCAUUACUAAUAAUAAAAGUACAUGUUUUCUUAAUGAAACAUUCUACCUGUAUAUAACUUGUUGCAAAUUUACGGUUUAGUACCAACCAAUAUUUAUAGUGUGUUUAUUAGCCUUCCAUGUUAAACGCCACAGUUAAUCAAUAGAUUCACUAUGUAUACGGAUGCAUCAAAUGACUCUUCCUGUGACCCCUUAUUGAAUAUCAGGCAGAUAAAAUUUAAACAGUUAUUGAUCAUGCAUUUGUAAAUAAUGAAGUAAUUGGUUGAGAUGUGGUGAGAUGUUUCUGAUAACCUUUACACAACUAAUCCUUUACCUUAUUACGGGCCUGCUUGUUCCUAGAUAUGUACAGAUAUUCUGGCAUUUAUUUAUAUACAAAAAGCACAUGCCUGUCUGUACGUGUUACACAGAAACAUGGAUGGUGAUGAUUCAUACAGUUCGAUGAUAUCUCACAUUUACAUGAACAUUUCACUUUGCUCACUAGACUUGUAUAGAUUUACAGUUGCCUGCUAUUAGCCAUCAUCUCUUUGAAAGAUCAAUACUUUUUGAAUCAGAAUUGACAAAAAAAAAAAAAUCAAAGCAAGAUUAAUAUUUACCGCUUGUCAAUAUGAUACAACAGAGGAAUAUUGGCACUUCUAGAUGAUGAUGUGUGGCCCUUUACCUCUUCUGGGAUUAUCAUAUUAAUUUAGGUCUGAAUGUAAGAUAAGUUUUUAUUUUUAAUUCCAAAAAUGUGUAUGAUAUUACACAAAUUCACAACACACAAAAGAUCACCAUUGUGAGCUGAUAUUAAAAGUUUGAGAUGAGGGUAUUUUUUUGAAACUAGAACCUAAAAGAAGCUAUUACAUGUGUUAUUCAUUUUUAUCCAUGUAUAUUUUAAUAUCUGAAUACAAAAAAAACAUAUGCUGUGAUCAGGGCUGCCAUCAGAAAUGUUGGGGCUGCUUACACUGCUCAAGGUCUGGGCCCCUGAGUCUGCCCACAGAGUCUACCUUGAGUCCACCUUGAAAUGCAGUGUGUGUGUGUGUACUGGAUGCAGUGUGUGCGUAGUAAAUGAAGUGUGUGUGUAGAAAAUGAAGUCUGUAUGUAGUAAAUGAAGUAUGUUUAGUGAAUGCAAUGUGUGUGUAGUAAUACAGUGUGUGUAAAGUGGAUGAAGUGUGUGUGUGUGGGGGGGGAGGGGGGGAUGGAGAGAGUGUGUGUAUGUAGUGGAUGCAGAGUUUUUGUAUAGUGGAUGCAGAGAGUUUGUGUAAGAUGCUAGGGAUGGAGGGCACAAUAAUAAACCACACAUAGAAAAGGUAAGUAUGAUUAGAAUGUAUACUUAGUCACUAGUUAGAGUGUGUGUGUAGUGGAUGCAGUGUGUGUAUAGUGGGUGAUGUGUGUGUGUAUAAAGUGGAUGCGGUUUGUGUAGUGGAUGCAGUUUGUGUGUAGUGGAUGCGGUGUGUCGUGGAUAUAGUGUGUAUAGUGGAUACAGAGUGUGUGUUUGUGUUGUGAAUGCAGAGUGUGUGUUUGUGUAGUGGAUGCAGUGUGUGUAGUGAGUGCAAUGUGUGUGUAAUGGAUACAGUGUGUGUAGUGGAUGAUUAGUGUGUGUGUAGUGAAUGCAGAGUAUGUGUUUGUGUAUUGGAUGCAGUGUGUGUAGUGAGUGCAAUGUGUAAUUGGAUACAGUGUGUGUAGAUAUAGAUACAGAGUUGAAAUCUGAAGAUUGUUUGCUGGGCCCCCUCUUCACUAAACAGGCAGCUGGGGGCCCACAUAAUCUCCAUUUAUACUGCCCAGUACAGCUACAUUGGCUGUACCCCCCUGAUGUCAGCACCGUCUGUGAUUAGCCCCUGGUUGGUUACUGUGAUUACGGCAGUGUGGUGAAAGUGGCCUCACCACUGGUUUUUGGAGGGGCCUGGUUGCCCGCCUUCUACCUUUUGACUGUGGCCCCUGGGAGAGUUUGCCCUUUAUAAACAUUGUUUGGGCUUAUUUGAUUUUGGGACACCUUUUCUGCCCCUUUGAAUCUAUGGGAAGGUGUGCCUCUUCCCCUCCCCCCGAUUGUUCUCCAGCAGGGCCUUGUCCCAGGGACCCUGCCAGACCAGACAAGUUUAAACUGGCUGCUUUGUACCUCCUCGGUCAAAAAAAGGACUUCCAACUAACUUUUUAACUACUAAAGGGAAUUGUCUGAAUUUUGGAUAUGUUUAUAUUUGAAGUGUGCUGAUUGAUAAUAUUUAUGGAGAUUGGAUGUAUAUUUUAGAAGUUAUAAGAAUUGUGUAAAACUGUAUUUUCCUGCCUGUGAUAAUUACAUUAACCCAUUGUGUACAGUAAUUAUAUCACAGGCAGAGGGGAGGAUUUGUUUGUCCUGACUGGGAGUGUUUAACUGUAUUAUAGUGUAUUUGAUUGGCUGUGCUACAAAACCAUGUGGGUGGUAACAUUGUGUAAAAAUGUGUAUAUAAGAAACAAUAAAGCCCCAGCUCAGUCUGUUCCUGUUUACACUCCAAACUGUGUGUCGUCCAGUUAUUGGAAGGAAGAAUAUUUGCUCCUGUGUCUGCUGUUCCAGCUUGCAGGAGAUUCAACGGGGAAAGUCCUUGUAAGGACUAGAGCUAAUUCCCCAUUCGCUUCCAGAGUUCCCAGGACUGAGUAGCGUCCAGUGCCUGGAGGUGUCUGCUGGAGUGCUUGGAGCCCUCAGGAAGUGCUAGGAGCAUCCUUCAACGGAGGUACCCAGUCAGGGUGCCGGGUGAUCUGUUACAUUGGUGGCAAGUGGUGGGAUGGCGUCCUAGCGCAAGGAGCAGCACCUUGGUAUCGUAUGAGAAUCUAUUGAGGGCAACGCUAGCCUCUGUGCAGCGUCCCUACCUACAGCAAUAUGGAGGAGAAGUUUCUCGACAGAUUACAUGGCGUCCUAGCCCAGAGGGAUUGGGCAGUCUCAGAAGAGGAGAUGUGUGGGCACAGAAAUGAGGCCAGAGCCGAACUAUGGGAAGAAGCCCGGGAGGAAGUCCAGUAUUGGCGAGGUGAUCGUCCACUCAGCAGAAGGAAGUGAAUACAUGCCCGAAUGGAAGAGCGGAUCCCUGUCUUGGGUAAACAACCCCUAGGAGCGUGGGUGACUAGACUCGAGAUUCUAGUAUAUGCAGAACUGCUCGACAACGCAUACCAGGCGAUACAGUGGUACGCAGCUCAGUGUGUCCCAGAGAUGGCAGAGUAUGAGUUCCUGGAGGGUGGGGAUUACGAUGGCCCUGGCCUAUUUUGGGAUAAUAUUGACGAUGAGGACUUCGUUAAAGCUACCGACUCUUUUGUUUUUGGGACCUGUAUUACGACUGGGAAGACAUGCUGGGUCCCCCUAGCACUAUGGACCUCGAGGCAGACCUGCGGGAUCUGGUCACCAAGGAAUGGAACCUGGAGUGGGAUUACCUGCAACUCAUCAAUGGGAGAGACAACCGGUCCUCUUCCCCAACAGCAACUAGAGGUACCCGAGGUAGCAGACCUCAUAGAGAGCAGGCAGGUGGAGAUGGGACCGAAGUCUCUCUACCAGCCCUACAGAGAUGCUGGGCAGUCGGCCCAGAUGUCCAGCGGCAGUGUGUACCCUUGGGAGAGGAGACAGUCGGUCUCCCUCCCCAUCAGCCAAGUGUGUUACAGGGAGUGGAGACAAUUGGUCCCACUCCCCAGCCUGCUGUGCGUAUCGCAGGGAGAGAAGUGUGUUGUCCUUCCCCCCUCAGUGGCAGAGUGUAUUAUUGGGAGAGGAGACAGUCGGUCUCUCUCCCCAGUGGCAGUGUGUAUCCUUGGGAGUGGAGACAACCAGUAUGUUUCCCAGGGAGCUGAAGGUGUCGUCCUUCCUCCCCAGAGUUCCCAGGACUGAGUAGCAUCCAAUGCCUGGAGGUGUCUGCUGGAUUGCUUGGAGCCCUUAGGAAGUGCUAGGAGCAUCCUUCAACAGAGUUACCCAGUUGGGGUGCCAGGUGAUCCGUUACAGGCAGCCUUAAUGGUAAAAGUGGACAAAAACUUCAAAGGCUUAUCUUGUAUAAUGACCUCCGUGUUAUCACUGAUCAGUAACUCAUUAUUUAUUCAAAUACCUUGAAAUGUACAUUAUUCAGAGAAGAUUCAGUUAUUGCAUUGCUUUACACACCAGAAACUUUCUUCCUCUGUUGUUUUCUUUUUUCUAUGAUGCCACCUACAACCACAAUUAUUUAUUUACUGGAGUCGUAUUAGUUUCACUGUAAAGAUUAAUAAGAAAACAAUAGAAAAAAUACUUUGAGUCUUAACAACAUAGCUAACUUUUUAAGCUACAGUCGGUGUUCAUUAAAUAGUCAACUUGCACAGAGUUGUGGAACAAAGAUAAUAUAUUCAGCUGCUUCCAGAACUACAGAGUAAUAUCUGUAAGAUAUGUGGUGUAAUCAAACAUCUCCAACACAGUGCAAGCAUUAAAGGAUUUACAGUGGCUUUACUAGGGUGGUGUUACCAAGUGCAGUUAUUUAUGAAGAAACCCCGUAUUGACCUCCUCCUGUACCAGACCAUGAGAUCACUGGUGGUCUAUUGGUGAGCUCUUCUGGUGUGCACAUUCACUGAAUGCAGACAUUGUAUAUUCUUGUUGCGAGUUCCAACUUUCUGAUAGUGUCACCAUGAUGUUACCUGGGUAAUGCCCCGAUACUAUCUGUGAUAGUGACGGAGCGAACAAAAGGGAUAUGAAAGGCCUAUACCCAAUGAAGGUGCAGACCAGAAGGUCCCUGGGCCUUGUGGAGUGGGUACACUGGGCUGGUGACAGACAUCUUUAAUGUGCAAUUUCACUUGCUAAAGUAAUAAUAAUGACUCAAAUAAAAUAUUUUCUUAAUAGGAUCCAAAGAGUUUUAGUUUUAAGUUGCGGUAGUUGUUAAAACUAAAUUUUAGAAGUGCAAAAUAGAUAAAGGCUUUUUUGUAAUAAAUUCAGUGGAAUCUGGGAGGGUAUUAUUUUUCAGACUUGGAACAACUUGUCUUAAAGGGGAACUGCCCCUUCCCAGCAUUUGCAAUAUUAUGUUUACUUAACCCCUAGGUUUAACAAACAUGUUUGUGCGUUCUGAAUGUAAAAAUGGAAUGCAGAAAUUCACACUGCUGUAUUUACCUCUAUGUUGGAACAGAGCAUUUCCAAAUGUUAUAGGUGAUAUUCAGUGUUUUAUAUUCCAAAAAAAGUGACGGUUCCCCUUGAAAAUUGAGCUCUGGCUGUUGAUAAGUGGGCACUUGGUAUUCUUGAUUCUAAUGAACUUGCUUAUUGAAUGCACCUAUUGGUAGUAUACUAAACCAGUAUACCUGGGGGCCUGCUUGUGUAUGCAUGUACCUGUAUAAUGAUAGCUGUCAGUUUGUAGGCCUUGUUUGCUAUGACUGAUACGUGUUAAAUAAAUGGUUGAUGCUGGGAUUAUGCAGCUAUUACAAUCUAUUAUUAGUGGUACUUGUUUGAAAUAAAAGUUGGAAAAUUCAAAAGAACACUAUAGCGGUAGGAACGCAGCUUCUGCUUCCUGUGAUGUCUUCCUCAUCCUAUUUUAUGCUUCUUAUAGAGAAUUAAUGGGUAUGAGAAGCACAUGCCUAGCAAGCACCGUGCUCAUCCAAUAAAAUGCUUCUUAUAGCAAAGCGCUGAAUCCAAUGUUUCCAUAUGUAGCCUUUAGAAGACGUUCAAUAUUGUUAUGCAAUGCAUGAGGACCUUGAACUUCACACAAAACUGGGUCUGACUCUGUUCCAUAGUAGCUGAACUACCUUCUAGUGAAAGACAGCCAUGAGAGGUGUUUUUAGCCCAGCAAUGAAAACAUUGCCUUAUGUACAAAACGGCAAUGGUUUACAUUGCAGAAUGUAAAUAACAGGGCCCCUGAGAUGAAGUCAUUUGGGUGCUUGUAGUGGUCCUAUAGUAUGGCACUGUUUUUCAUAAUGGUAUAUAUAUAUAUAUAUAUAUAUAUAUAUAUACACACAAAUGUAAGUAGUUUGGCACUCUCCUCCUCUAUAUUCUAAUAUAUCUCCCUGGGUGCAAUCUGUGAUGCGUCCAAUAUGUAAAAAGAUAAGAAUCCACGAUGCACUCACACGACUUGGUGAAACAAUAACCUUGAAAAAGACCCGCAGGGGUCGAAACGUCGGUUAGUUCGUUUUGCAUUAUGCACAUAAUUUAAAUAAAUUAGAGAAUAUUGUUUCACCAAGUCCUGUGAGUGCAUCGUGGAUUCUUAUCUUUUUAAAUAUAUAUAUAAAGCCAAUAGAACUACACUGAACAAUAGAAACAGGCCUUUUGUGUACAUGGAAAACGUCAUAGAUCUUUGAGUUCAGCUCAUGAAAAAUGAGGACAAAAACAAAAGUGUUGCAUUUAUAAUUUUGUUCAGUGUAUAAUUUAACAAAAAUACUAGCACAAAAUAAGGACCACUUUGUCAAAUGGACAAGUCAUUUUUUGGCAUAUUUUGGAAAAAGGUUAAGUUUUAAAUAGUUUUUGGCUGUCCCACAUUUUGCUGUUUCCCAUCAGUCAUCACUUCAGCACCUGAUAGAAGCAAUCAUAUUGUAAUGAUAGUCAGGACAUGACAAUGGCACCUAAAUUUAAAAGAUCCUUGAAGAAUCUUGCUUAUGUUCUUCAGUAGACCUCCAUUUUGUUCUCAUAAACAUGUAUGAGAAUGCACCAGUGACAUGACUCCUGGCAGGAGAUGAAGAUAGAGCUGAACUGGUGGCACUUUGAAAGAAAGAGCUUCAGGCUUCUGUACCUACAUUACAUUUCCCAUACUCAUCUACCACUCUAAGUGCCACCAUGCAAGCUGUUGAUAGGUGCUGCAGAAGUCAGUGGUAGGGACAACCUCCGUUUACUUGAGACUGCUCCUUUAAGUGUGUGACCCCAACAAUGUCUUAGGUAUUUUUAUUUUAAGAUGGACUAAUGAAGGGAGAGGUCACUGGGAAGCAAGACAAUUAUUGAUGGAUAGACAAUUAAUUAAUAAAUGAAGGACGAUAAGUAGUGGUAGAACAUCCAUAUAUGAUUCUUUCUUUUUAUAUUUUCUCCGUUAAGAAUGAAGUUGAGCUGGGAGAAUUACUUCUGUCUCUUAACUAUCUGCCAAGCGCUGGAAGAUUAAAUGUGGAUAUUAUACGUGCAAAACAACUUCUUCAAACAGACAUGAGCCAGGGAUCUGGUAAGUCCGUUACAGUCUGGCUGGUUUGUUAAGACAAUACCUGCUACGAUAGCUCAGUGGUAUACACAAGCAGAUGUACAGUACAUAUGAUUAUACUGACAGCAAUGUAUUUAACUUUAGCUGUUGGUGUUUAUUUAUAGAAUAUUUAUUAAUAUAGAUGCCUGGCUAACAGCAAACACAUUGUAAAGUAGACUCUUAUGUUUGUCUCAUCAUCUUUGUCUCUGUUAAUGUUCUGUUCCUCUGUACUCCAUACUUCCCAAUAUUUGAAAUGGACAAAUGAGGGACACUUUAAUUUUAGGAGUGUGAAUGAGGGUGUUUGCCAGGCGCAAGUCUCUUCUAAGAUAUUUUAGGUAACUUCCAAAAACAAUUUAUGCAAUUUAAAUGUAAUUUACAACAAGAACAAUGUAUCGUAUUUAUACAGAUUGAUUGCUACACAUUUAUUGUAGUUUAAAGACACAUUACUGGGAGUAUUAUUGUGUUAUAGCUCUGUUACACACACCAAUAAUAUGGAGCUCUUAGAACAGAGGAACAUUAGGAUAGAAAUGAGGUACAUGAGAGAUAUGUGCCCAAACUUGGGACUGUCCCUACUAAAUAGGAACACUUAGGAGGUAUGGAACUAUGCAGCAUCUCACAUCUAACACUUCCAAGCAAUUACCAUACAAUUUUCUAACUGCCUGGUCAUCGCGUGAUGUUAAAUAUGUUUAGCAAUAAGUUCUUUCACGAAAGCUUAGAGAAUAAAUGAAUUCUUGCCCUUUAUGUUAGUCUAUCUUUAUCUAUGUCUAUUUAUGGCUUUGUAUAGCACACACACUGGGCAUGAUUUGCUUCCAUGCAUUCAGAACCUGCAAGGACAGCCUGAUAGGAAGUAAUGACACCUUCAUCGAUCUUCUAACCCCAUCUCAACCAGCACUAAUUUCAGUCCGCAAUAUCCAUAAACCCACUCAUUUUCAAAUUUCCCCUGUAUUCUUUUCCCCAAACAUUAAAAUUUUUUGUAAAAGCUAAAUGUUCCCUUCCUGGUUAACUGCUUUCAUGUUAUCAUUAGUAUUUUUUUUGUCAUUUGCUGGAUUGAAAAAUACUAAUUUCAAAUCUGACUACUAGUCUUUAUGGAGAGAAAAAUCACAUUACUCCCUUUUUUCCAUCAUGUUUAUGGUCAUUAUUGCAGGGGUGUUUUGUUUUUUUAAACUUUUUUUAAAGUUUAGUUUAAAAUGUAAAACAUUUAGUUUUCUUUAUUCCCAUAGAUUUGCAUUAUCAUUGUUUGCCUUGCUUCGGAGGACAUAGGCACCGAGCUUUGUGUAAUUUAUACAUGAUUUUUUUCAUUUCAGAUCCUUUUGUGAAAAUCCAGUUAGUACACGGGUUGAAAUUAGUGAAAACCAAAAAGACAUCCUGUAUGAGAGGAACCAUAGAUCCUUUCUACAACGAGUCCUUCAGCUUUAAAGUCCCGCAGGAAGAGUUAGAAAACGUCAGUUUGGUUUUUACUGGUAAGAUUAUCAAGCGUUUUUUUUCCGGUAUAAAUGCUUUGUAUUGAUGAACAUAAAUGACAAAGUAUCAUCAUUUGCAAAACCCCAAAUGUCAUAGGUAUGGAAACAUGAAAAUAUAAACGAUACAAUUUAAGCAGAAUUUCUUCUUAGGCUGAAGAAAACAAACAAACAUAUAAACAUCCCCUUACUUGGCCGAUACUCCCAAAACCAAAGUCACCACUUGUCCAGCGCAGUCCCAGAAGGUGCUUCGCACCAAGUAAGGGAUAAGAUUGACACCCUUAUUGAAUAGGAACGGGUGACUGUCCUACUACCAAGCAUUGUAGGUACCAAUUAGUGAAUUAAAAUAUCAGCUAAAUGUGGGCCUUUUAAAAUCCUAUCAAGUUACUCUAUAUGUUUUUGCAAGUAUUCAUUCAGUUGUUUAAACAUCUGUACAAACUCUGAAAAAAAACACCUCUUCACCUCUCCUUUGCCAUAGACUAAAUCUCCUUUCUUCCAGUCUAAAUGCGUGACCUAGUGUCCUACGUAUAUUCCUGUUUUAUUUUAUUUAGAUUUUAUUUUUUUUGCAUAUAUUUGUAAUGCAUUGUGGAUAUCAUGUAUUCAAAGUGGGUAUUAGCUGAUUAAUGUAGUUGUGUCAACAUGUACUCUACUACAUGUCCCAUCAACAUCUGUUGGGCAGGGUUCUACUGAAAAUGCUGAGCUCUCAUUAAAAUAAUAGGAGUAUAAAGACUAGUUGAAACACUUCCUGGUUUGGUGAGAGCUUACUGCAGAAAAUACAAAUCCCGAAGUUUUGCAGCAAAUGAUGAAACUUCAAAAGUGAGUUUUUAUUUUAGAUUUUUAAUUUCGUUCUUGUAUUUGCAUAUUUAUAGUUAAAUAACCCAUUAGGAAUGGGGGUCAAGUACACUCUAAUAAACAUUUCGUAGAUGUUACUUACUUCUUAGUCACAGGCAGUGUGAAGAAAACCUUAUUCAGCAUAUUAAUGUGUUUGCAAAUAUGUCACCGUUAAAGUGCCGGUGAGCAGCAGUUUCAGAGUUGCCCUUUCAUGUUGGAAGUGUUUUUAAUACACAACCUGUAAUUAAGAGCUUAUUAAUAUUCAACACUAUGCGGAUGUAUGCGACUCAACAGCUCCAAUACAAAAUAAAGCUGUUGGUUCCAUUUAGCUAUUAGAUAAGUGUUUUAUAUCCAGCUGCCAUGUAUUUUUGUUUAAUAUAUGUGACUUGCGCAUGAUGCAUUUAAAACUACAAAUUUUGCAACUUUGUAGGAUCUGUACCCAGGUCUGCAGAUAGAGGAAGAUAUUUCAUUAUGCAAUUGUGUGUUUCCCAUCUGGUCACUGCAGAUGUGAUGCAUCCACCAAGAUCUUUUAAACGUCUGUCGGCUGCAGUGCAAAACCAGCUUUUAUCACGCUGCAGGGAAAUUAAUAUACCUGCCUGCUCCCAAUUAUGUCCCUUUACAUCACUGUAAAAGGACUGUAAAUGGCAACCCACCUUACCUCUCCCGCACUCCAAAACAACCUUUGGAGGCCACAUGUUAGAGAUGUAUUCUGCAGCCACUGUAUGGGAAGAAGGGAGUUUCUGAGCACAGUGUGCACAUUUCAGGAUUUUAUUGCAGGUUGCAGUGGUUGUUGCAAUGCACUGUGUUAUACAGAUCAUGUACUUAUUGUGCAUGAGGAUUAUCACUUUUGAAGCUACAGUCCCAGAAACGCCAUCGGAGUUACCCUUAAGCCAGAUAUUUGAUCAUGUUUAUUUACUUAUUUUUUCAUAUCUACUGCAUAUGACACAAAAAGUGUUUAUCUUGAACUGGUCGACUUUCUGUCUAAAUCUUUCAAAAACUGAACUUCUUUCUACCUUCUAACACAUCUACACCAUUGUUGAUCUCUCAGGUCAAUGGAACACCUAUUACCCCAUCAUGUAACUUCCAUAUUAAGCACACCAUUUAUCGAACUCACUGAACUACUAAGGCAUUUGGUCUUGUGCUUAUCAUUUCCCACUUUAAGCAUCGCAACUUACUAUGGCCUUUCCAAUUUCCGCAUUGCUCCACUACAAUCAGAAAUUAAUGCUUUCACCAAGCUUUUUUUCCUGACUUACUGCUACUCUUGCACAUCAUCUAUUUUACAGUCCUUCCCCUACCUAUUAAGGGUCAAAAUUAGGUCUCUGACACACUAACAAUUACAACCCUUACAUGCUCAAAUUAAAUAUUAGAUUAAGAGCCCUCAGAAGGCAUAACUGAUUCAGUUAUCUGAAGGAGCUGUUUGAGGUUCAGAUUAUUGUCCUUGUGACUACUCUAUCUUCCCUUCGUGACUACUCUAUUGUACAAUAUGUGCAGUAGACCCCAAGUGAUAAGUAAUCAUGAGCUCAUGGCCUGAGUGGAGAAUGAGCCCUACAUAAGGCAACAGAGGCACUUUGGCUAUUUUUUCUCAUCUCAAAAACAGUCACUACUUGGUGCCAGAUACCUCAGGCUCCUGUUCAGUAAGUGAUGUUUACCUUACAUUCUGUCAAAGGCUCAUGGCUUCAUUAAUUAGAAUAAAUGCCAAUAAAAGCAUAAAAAGCAGUGUUUUGCUUGAAAUGUGUGAUAUGUCCUACAUGAACAUUCAGACGUUCCUGCCCAGUCUUAUAUAUAAGGUAUUUCAGUUUAUAGUAUAUGGAUGUAGAGUAAGCAGAGGUGGAUGUGAAGAAAAUGAUGUCUUCUAUUAGUAAUAUAACACCUUAACUGUUUUCAAAAAUGUAGAUUUCAGCAAACCAAAGGAGUGACUUUUUGUUGUAUGUGAACACAUAUUUUUGCACCAAUCGCCAAGAUUUUGAACUUGGAAAUAAGAGCAGAAUUUGACCCAAAUCCAUGGGUCUAUUUGGCAGUGUGGCAUAUACGUUUAAAUUAGAAAUAGGUUUCUUUUACCAGUAAUUGAUAUCACUAGCUACCUACAAUCAACUUUACGUUGUGUCUGUUAAAGACCAAACACACCAAAUAAGCUUUUGUAUUGUGUGGUUCAUCUUUCUUUCCUGAUUUUUUCCUAGCCUUUUGAGACGUGUCCUGAUCAUUAUUUUCUUUCACCUGUUAAAUCCAGAUUUUGUUCCCCCAUCCUGAUUUUGUUUUCUUCAAAAGAUCAAAAAUAUAUUUGUUGAAAGCCGAAUGUUCUUUAAUGCUGUAGAAGCUCACAAUUGAAACCACUCACCAGCCAGAAGCCCAUAAAGGAUUCUCGGAAAUAGAAGAUUAUAGCUGUGAGUGAAGUACCCAGUGCCUCUCUCGUCAGCAUGGGGUGGCAGUAGUGAAAAUUCAGCUCAUUAUUUAUAAGGAUUUUAUUGUGUACAACCCAACAGCGAUUAAAGCGUUGUGUUCCAUUCCUUUUGCUUUAAUGCAGUGCUUUUUUCAGAGUUAGAAAUAUGUUCUGGCCCUUGCUGUUAGCUUUUAGAAACUCUGAUUAAAUAUUUAACAGCUACCUGGGACUUUGUUGUUGAAUCUGAUAUUUAAAGGGAUACUAUUUUCUAUUUAAACACCCUUUUCUUUAGUGGCAAUGCAUGGCAUGCUGAGAACUUUCACAUCUAAAUCUGUAUCUGAGUCAACAAUUUUUCUAGGAGAAAAGGUGCAAUUGUUAAAUUUUGGAAUUUUAGCUCUUGCAGCAGUUUUGUAUAUUUGUAUAAGACUAAUACUCCCCCUGACACUUUUUAGUAACCAUUUGUUAAGCAAUUUCAGUUAACUACGUCCUUCUGUUGCCUUUACCUCUUUACCCGAUUUCAGCAACUCUUUCAGUUUCAUGUCCUCCCUAAGAAAUAAGAAUAAUAUUAGGUCUUAUAAUCCUUUUCUCUUUGAGUUUGUGAAGUAGCUUUGUAUAAUCAUAUGAAACUAUUUAAGAAAAUCCCAAAUCCACUUCAAACCUCUGAUUUAUAGUAAUAAACAAAUUCCCAUAAAAUACAUACCUCCUAUGUAUGCCGGAUCUAGUGGGAGACAGUUUUUAAUUUUGAACCCAUACUCCCAGGUUGUCCUUCUUGUGGGAAACUUACUGGGGACAUCAGAACAACUCUUUUAAAACUGCAGUUCCAGUGCACCAUUGAACAGCCCCAUAGCUAUGCAAGAACCCUUGCGGCAGGCACCUGCUACUCAACUGUGGGCAGACUCCUGGUUGAACGGUUAACCUCUAGUAUGUGUCAACUAGCCAUGUGUACAACAUUAUGAAUGUUAGAUUUUUAUGACAUGUAGAAAUUAAAUGUUAUAUUUUUUGUUUGAUUGAUUUCUCUGUUAGACCACAUUGGUUUUAAUUUAACUGAUCAGCCUUUUAUUCAUUGAAGUCCGAAUUCCCUCGGUCGAAAUGGUGCAUAGCCAUUCCUUUUGCGUAUGGGGACUAUCAAAUCAAGGCAUUGUUCACAACUUUUAACAAUGUGUGGAUUUGGCAAAAUGAGCUCCCAGUGUUAUUGACAUGGGUCUGGAUAUCAGCCUGACUGAAUGUUUGAAAUGCUGAUCUGAAUUUUAAAAUACAGGCCUGGAUUGGUGAAACAAAAACCUCGGCAGUGUGAAGGUUAAGUAUAUGGCAGUCGGCCAGCGUUUGCUAGACAGCUGUCACAAAACAUUGAAAUAAAUACUCACUGGGGUCGAUAUAACCCAGGAUUUAAGCCUCAUCCUUUCCCCCUUGCCUAACAUAAUACAGGUGGAGCCAUAUUAAUUGAACAGUGAGCAUUUAACAUCUUAGAUAUAUAUAUAUUUUAUGCAACUUUUAAUUUGCAUCUUAUUUUAUAUAAAUGUGGUCCUAUUUCCACUGUGUAUACCUCUUGGCAUUUCAGCAGUACCCCAAUUUUUUAUGUGUGUACUUCCAUAUUACAAUAUAUUCCAUGUAUGUAAGGUUUUUUUAUGCCAUUUUCCUUUAAGAAAGCAAUACACUCAGGCACACAUUAUUCGAUUUCUUUUCACCACUGUCCACACUUAUUCUUUUAGCAUCAUUAAACUCGGACACAUACACAGCUCCCUGCAGGGAACCCUUGAGCCUUGUUCUACUUGUAUCCAUAACUGUUUAUUUAUCAUCGGCUCCCACCACAGUUUUUACUGGUAAAGUAGAAAGAGUCAUAAGUGGAUCAGAGUGAUGAAAAACACAGCUAGCGCUCAGGGUUAUUUUUAGCCUUUAGUUCAUGCACACAUUACAAGGUUAGCAGCCUGAUGACAGAACACACAAUUUAAAGGGACUUACUGGCUCUUGUUAAUGUAGCAACCCAGUAUUUCUCUGUCACAGUAAAAAAAAUCUGUUUUUCUUGGCUGAUACACUUAUCUUUUAUCCUUACUGAUAGCCUUGAGUGUUUAUUCCAAAAACAGCUCCUCUUUAACAGCUGCCAUUUUAUAAAUAUCUCCUACAGAUAGGGGAGGUAUCCUAAAAAUAUAAAACCUUGGACUAAAUGCCAUAAAACAUGCUGAAAAAGAUAAGCAUGUUACAAUCCAUGUUUUGUUUUAAUGAUUGAUUUCUUUCCUAUUCUGAACUUCCAUUUGUGUUUAACCCUUUCACUACCAAGGAACACACAAGGAACCAACAGAUGUUUGCAUUUUACAACUCUUGACCAAAAUAAUUAUCAUUUGUACAUGCAUAUUUUAAAUAGGCUUUUCAAUAAUCUGCCCCCCCUCCCCCCCACAAUUCUUUUGCGGAAUUCUGCUUCUUAAUCUCACCUACACUUUCUUACAUGCACAUUCUUAAAUACUUAUUGAUAUGUUUCCUAAGUAUGUGAAAUCUCUACUCAUUAAGCCCACCCUUUCUGUCUCUCCGUCAUAGCUUACCUCCAUUAAUGCAAUUUCAGAUCUCACGAGCAAAGUUUUCAUGGAGGUGUAAUUCAGUACCCUCCAAACAAAUGGCCCCUAUUAAUUCCUACACUCAAAGCGGUGGGAUGGAGGAUAAUAAUAUUGUUAAAUGAGGUAGGGGGCUUCCAAAGCUCCCACUACCGGGCUAGAAUAUGCCAGCCCCUCUGGUAUACGGCUUUCAUAGUCAACCAUACCAGGGGACCACAGGCCAAGUUAUCCUUUCCCAUGGGGGCCACAGACGCGCACACACACAAAGGGCUUGUGCUCAAUGCCUUCCUCACUCAUGACUCCAGUUGUUGCAUGUCUCCCACAUCUGUUUUUAGCUAGGCUAGGCAGAGAGAGAGAUAGACAAAGUUGAUCCAUUUUGUUCUAACUAGCUGGCCAGUCUCCUCAUGCACAACCCUAUAGCGGCUCUGGCCAACAGCAUUCUGGGACAUAGGCAUGCCUGGUCAGGUGGCUGCAGGCUGCGUUAUAAUACUUAUGGGUCUAGAAAUAACCCAUGGGCCGGCGCUUUGAGACCCCUGUUGCAGUGUAUUUUUUAAGACCAUAUAUAUGCAGGGUUUACUGUGAUAAGCUCAACGGGCAAACUACAUAUACCAUGGAUCUUUUAACUGGCUUCCAAGUGUAACAAAAUGUUUACCUUUAUUUUUAAUGUGUUUAGUACAUGGACCUGAUUGUUUCUAGCAAGCGAAGUGAAGAACUAAUACUCUUAAUUGAAACAUGAAUUUGAUCGCAUUUUCCAUUACAAAAUAAGGUUUUAAGUAGCACUUUUUUUGAUUUGAUUUUUUAUAUUUAUGGUAAAUUUACUGCAACAAUCAAAAGUAGUGGAUAUAAAAUGCAGACACACAGAGAGGACACACAUUUUGUAUUAUUUCCCAUAGGUUAUGUGUUAAUGGCUUCAGUCAUUUUUAAGAUAUAUUUUUUAACACAUUUAAACUUACAUUUUCUAUCUCCGAUAGAUGCUAUGUGUAAUUCCUUUCAUCCACUUGAUCUACUGAAUUAAUGCUAACUUCACAUCUUUUUAACUCUGUUAUCUGAUUGGUUCAUUAAAGUAUGUGAACGUGGUAUGCUAUUUUUUCUUCUUGUCCCCAAAUAAAUUUUUGUAUAUUUUUUUUUAUCUUACAUUCAUUUGUGUAUCUAUCUAGGGCUGAUCAGGGACAAGUGAUAUCACAUCUUGUGAUUCUACCAGUCUCCAUGUACCAAACCCAUCCACACAGAGGUCCAUCAGUAAUCUGUGGGAAAAAAGUCUCUUUUUUGCCCAUUGGCAAGACGUUUCCAACCCUCCCAUGCUCCGAUGGCAUAUUCACCACAUAUAUGUGGCCAGACGAGACAGCCCAUGCCUUGUCAGACAGAAUAAAAUCAUAUUUUUGACUCCAUUGCCAAGUAAGCACUCACUUUAUCAAAACGUCCUCAUUGGUGUGGCGCAUGAGGUUAACAUACAUAAAAGACAAAGUCGGGAUGGACGUUUGGUUUAGAAACAUGGAAGGCUUAUUUGCAUGGCGACUUUAUGUAGUAAAUAUAUAUUUUUUCAGCUUAUAGCUGGGUUUAAAAAUUAUAAUUUUACUAAUGGAUCCUCGUAGAUUACUUAAGUCAAUUUAUAAUUCAAUUUCAAACAUUCUCAAUAUAAUAUAUUUUAUAUAUAAUUCUCUAUAAUUCUCUUAUAAUGCAAAGGGACAAAAUGGCCUCCAAACAGAUACAGAUACUUUAUGUCAACCUCCACAGAUGUGAGUUCUGUUACACAAAGAUUUUUAAGUAUUGCACUGAGCCAUUAAGCCAUGCUUGAAUUAUAUGUUCCUGUGUGUAAUUGCCUUGCCAGAGACUAGAGAAUUGGAUUCUGGUGCUGGUAAAAAAAACAUUUAAAAUUUCAGGGUUUGAAAGACCCUUGUAAUGUCAAAAGGAAUUAGAUCAUUCGCAACGAGCCAGAGUUUAACACAAGGCAUAAUUGGCAUACAGAUUCCUUGUUUUAAUACUGGUAACAUUAUACAGUGUGACAUUUUCUUCAGUGUCAUCUAUUGUAUGAACAGUUAUAUGUAAUUACCAUUAGAAUUGCAGAUAAGAGGACAUAUAUGCCAAAAUUAUGAGGAGAUGUGGGAACAAUGAUUACAAAACCUGGUCAAAUAAAAAAAACGAGUAUAUUAAUCUCACAAAUGUAGCAUUUGAAUGUCAAGAGGAUGCAGAUUGAUCAUUAAACUACUACCGACCACUCCUGAAGGUUUGGAUUUCAAUUUAUGCAGCAAUCGCUUCUGAUAUUAAGUGGUACAUAGCUCAGCCUAUUUGUGAUUUGGGCAGAGCCAGAUUACCUAUUAGGUAUCUACCUAGCGCCCGGGCUCAGAGAGGGACCCAGUGCGCCCCUGUCUUAGCUGGAACUCUGGCUGUCAACGGGUCAUCCUCGAGCUGGCAGGGAGAUCAAAAAAUAUCUUAAGCAAACCAUAAAACAAAUAUUCUGAAUAUAAUAGAGUACAGUAGUAACCUCCCUUUUGGUGAAGCCGCCAGGAGCUGAAAAUGAUGAAGAUGAUGGUAACAGGGAAAUAGAGUUUCAAGUAGUUGUGUCUACCCUACGCCUCUCAUUGCAAGUGCCCCCAUGGUGAUAGAUAUGUAAUCUUGAAGAAAGGGUUACAAAAAUGCAAGCUCACUAAAGGAACAGCUUUGCUAUUCCAUCAUCACCCAUGUGAUUCACAAGUUAUGGAUAUCAGUUCGGGAUGCCUACUUUGUCCCAGAGCUGUCAUAGCAAGUUUUGUAAGCAUCUGACAUCUACAGUUCACAGCCACCCCGAAUCCAUCCCUACACAGUCUCUGUGAGGUGGAUGAUUAAACUGUUCAAAGACACCAAAUAUGGGGUGGUUAUUCAGGUUGACAGGAUUCUCAUUGUCAAAACUACUGUAAAAGCAUAGACUACAAAGACCCUUAAUUGAGAGAAUCACAGAAAGAGAAAUACAGUGAAAGUCACUAUUUUUGUAUAUCCUAGAGCAGAGGUAGGCAACCUUUUAGCAGCACUGUGCCGAUAUAGGAUUGUGAUGUCCCGUAGCGUGCCGGUCCUAUUUUUUUUUUUUUUUAAAUUGAAGUGUGUAUGCUGCCAAAUUCUGCAUGUGUUAUUUAUACUGUAAUUGCUUUGUAUCGUUGUAUUUGUGCGUAUAUGAGCUAUUAUAUUGUAUAUGUUCAUGAGUAGAUUGUGGUAUCGUGUAUGAUACAUAUAAAUGUGGGCUGUGUAUGGGGGCAGCUUGUGGAAUUGUGUGUGUGGAUGGAUGUCACACUGUGUGUUUAGUAGUGUGUGUAUGUGUGGGGGCUGUUUGGGGUAUUGCAUGUGAGAGGCUGUAUGUGGGGUUGUGUGCAUAUAUGUGGAUUGUUAGUGGUGUUGCGUUUGUGCGGAUUGUGUGUAUGUUUGUGCGGAUUGUGUGUAUGUUUGUGUGUGGACUGUCCAUAUUAUUUGUAUGAGGGGAGGGUCUUUCUGCAUUUCUGUGUAUAUCUAGCAGUGUGGGUGUCUCCCCUGGGUUCCAGUGGGGACCAUGUUGGCCAGGUACAGAUCAAGGACCAGAGCUGCAACAACAACUGCGAGCUGCUACUGUGUGGAUUCCCAUUCACAAGUGCUGGAAUGAAGUGCUCUGAGAUCACUUCCUCUACAUGCUGCAAUGCAUAAAUUGAGGAUUGUCCUUCACUGCCUCUUUGUAUUAGCAGAUAUCUGAGGUUUUACUGGGACUCCUGAUAGGCCGGAGCCUGUUUGGCUCUAGCAGCCUUGAGCGCCGUGGAAAGACACCUCGAGUGCUGUGCAUGGCACUAGUGCCGUAGGUUGCCUACCCCUGUCCUAGAGGGUUGCUUACCCCUAUCUUAGAGCCUUGGGAGAUGUCAGAGACUCUUGUGAGACACACAUGCUACUGUGUAAAAGAACGCAUUAGCAUGUGUGGCUUCAAACCUCCCCUAUUCAGAGAUGCAAGUUGCCUAGUUGGAGGAGGCUGUACAGCUUCUAUCAAAUGUUAAAUAACAUUUCAUCUCUACAAUUGGUAGCAUUUUGACCAGAUCAACUUAAACAAGAAAUUGUGUUCACUAUAAGAUGAUACUGAGUCAUGGCCCUCAUGCUGUUUUUGUAUUCAGCGCAACUAAAUAACAUGACUAUAGGAAUGUAAAAUAUUUAACAAAAUCUUUAAAGAAAUAUGUACUUUGAAUUCUGGUAUUUAUAAUAGGUAUCUAGUUAUAUAGUAACACUUUUCUAGAUACUAUCUUAUUAAAUAGUAUUCCUGGUGAGGGCAGCAAAGUUCUGUUUGUUUCCCUUACUUUACUUUUUGGGCUUAAAUGAAGUACAGUAUAUGGUAUCAUGCAAUUACUGUAUUGUGAGUUAAAGGGAAACUCCACAAUAGAUUUAACCAUUCAUUUCAUAUACGUUGCAAAAAUAAUGCAUUCAAAUUACAAAAAAAAAUGGUUUCUUUUUUAAAUACAAAAACAUUAAAUGAAAAUACAUUUUCAUUUGGAUUUAUUGCAUUUGCUGCAAAUGCUCAGGCUGCCCAGCUUCUACUACAGUGAUGGCUAUCCUUGACACCAUAAAUAGUUUCUGGGCUACAUUUCCCAUGAUGCUCAGCUAGCUUUAAGACUCUAAAAGCUAGCUGAGCAUCAUGGGAAAUAUAGUCCAGAAACAAUUUAUGGUGUCAAGGUUAGCCAUCACUGUUCUACUACAAGCUCUCAUCAAACCAGGCAGUGACUCAGCCAAGCUCAAUAAGCUUUUCAAACGAUUGCUGAGAUUGUCUCAAAAGCAGUGCUUGAUGGACGUAGCAAGGGUUUCUGUUUAGUUGUCAACUUUGAAUUGUAGAAAGUACACACAGUAUUUUUGGAGCAAAAUGGAAAACACUGCACAUUGGGAAGAAGGGCAGGAGUUGUUAUAUUUAAGAAUAUUUAUUAAAACCUGAACAGAGUGUAGCCAGGGUUGGAGUUGUUCUGUGAAAUUUUAGGUGACUUAAGUGAGUUCUAGACACUCUUAUUAUAGUUUAAACACAUAUCACUGUGAAUAUUAUUGCUGUGGAGCUCUGUUAUACUCUCAGACACACCAACAAUAUGGAGCUCCUAGAAAGAAGUGGCAUUAGAAUAGAAAGGGGGGACAAAGGGAUUUGGGCCUAAAUAGAGACACUAUGGUGGUAUGUUUUACCAUUUAGUUUAACCUUGAAAGGCAUGCAAGACUAAAUACGUUGUGGGACUCGAGCUACACUUACGUUUCCUUCAUUCCUACGUGUCUUUGCAGUUGCAUUUUACACGUCUGCCUAUUUAAUUAAUACACACUACACAGAAGGUAAUUCAUUUUAUUUUUCAGGCAUAUAUGGCGUUGUUCCUCAGGUUUAUGCUUAUGGCCAUUCACCUAUGUCACAUAUUAUGAACUGAAGAGAUCAGUAAACAUUGGCAUUCAGCUGGAUCUUACAUGUGAAGCCCAUGGAGAAAGCGAAGCUUAGGGAAUAGGGCCCUGACAGGGCUAGGAGGCAGCAUAGGGGUUGGAGCAAUAGUGUGGAUUGGUGGGUUAGGCUGAUAUAAAGGGUCGGCCAUUUUGUAUCCCUUAUUCUAAUUUCUUACCUUGCAGAGUUGGUCCCUCCCCUUUUUGUAGCCCUUUUCCCCGUUUGGUCACAGCGCCGGGUGGGGUAAGGAACAUUAAGGAAAAAAUGGGCCUUAGUUAAUAUAGGAGUAAGGGCAGUUAGUUAAUUGGUUAAAAGAGUACACUGUUCGUACAAGUUUUGGUAUGUUUCGAGUCCAUUGGUGGCUCAGAACCUCGGUGGUGUAAGAGUAUCUGAGUAAACCCCUACCAGGUGAAAUUGAUGAAUGUUGGCACUUUACAUGUUAUAUUUAUAUGGUUGUUAUAUAUUGUGAAUUAUGUUAUGUUGUGGGUCAUUGCCUUGAUUUAAAUAUGGGAGAGAUAAUAUAAUGUUGGGGGUGUGGCAGGUAAUGACAUUUAUAUAAUUGUAUAUUAUAAGUUAUUAUUUUUUUAUUAUCAUUAAAGCUGUUGACAUUUUUGACCCAUGCCCAUGAGUGUCGGUGUCUUAUUGGGUGGAGUGGGCUGGGUUCAGGUUCAUGGAUCCCUCCCCUGCAAAUAUGGCGACUAUGCACCUGUCAUGAGGUUAAGUCUGCAACAAAUGCAUGUAGCAUUAUAUUGUCUCUGAUAUAACAUUGGUGCUGUUAAUAUGAUCUCAACUAUCUGUGCUAUAGUGUGGUAAAAUGGUAAAAGUGCGCAGUACAAGGUAGUACUACUGAGCAGGCUGCAUGCGAAUACAGUAGUUCUUACCAACACUCCACAUGCAUGUGACGUACCUACAGAUUUAUUCUAACACCAUUUAUUAACAUAUGGUAAUGUAUCUAUGCUGUGAUGAGUAAUUUGCGCUUGGUUGGGAGCAAAAUAGAACACAUCCUGGCAUUUAUAAUAUUUUCCUACACGCCAUCUGAAAAAGUAUCCCUACAGAACCUUGGAUUUGAACUAUGGCAGCAUAACCUAUACAUGAACCUAUAUAGUGUUUGGAAUGUCCUGCCUUCCUUGUACUGCAACAAAUUACCUCUUUAUUCUUGAAGAUAGUUCUUAACGUCUUUGGUGUUAAGUGCUGGUGCCAUUUGCUCAUAAUUAUGGGCUAAUUUAAUUUGUCUUAAUUUCAGUGCAUCACAGUUUAUCUCAUCUUAAAUGUGUCUCUAAUUUGUCUUUAAAUGUAAUGAAUGUUAGUUUAAGAAAAUUAUCCCAAUUGACCCAGUUUGGUCUAAUUAGCUGCUUUAAAAAUAUAUAGCUAAUGUGUAUAUUUAUAAUUUCGAUGUUGUGCCAAUGAAACUUCAGUUAAAUGUUAUACUUUAGAUUAUUUAUGGCCACAGGAAACUCUUCACAUCUAUUUCUGGUAGGCAUGUGUGUCCCGAAGGCCACUUGGAACAAGAAAUGUAACCAUAUGUAUACAAUAUAGAAUUAAGUUUUAUCUUUGCACUUGAUAACUGCUUAAAUCAUAAAAUUAAUGGAUUGGAUUUAAAGGACAACAAAAUGUUAAAAUGCGUUGAUGGUUGGGGGUAAGUGUAAGUGGGAAACAAAUGUAUAAUGGUCUGAAGCCAGGAUGACCCAAUAAUACAGUUUGUUUUUAAUUUUCUUCUAGUUUAUGGACACAACAUGAAAAGCAGCAAUGACUUUAUUGGAAGAAUAGUGAUUGGUCAGUAUUCAUCAGGUUCCCCCGAAACCAACCAUUGGCGACGGAUGCUGAGUGCUCAUCGGACAGCGGUUGAGCAGUGGCACAGCCUGAGGUCUCGGGCUGAGUGUGACAGAGUGUCCCCUGCCUCAUUGGAAGCAACGUGAAAGCCAAAUGAGUGAUGUCACAACCGUUACGCAAAAUAACCACCGUGGCAUUCGGAACAACUUGAGCUGCUUGUAAUUAUUUAGCAGCAUAAGCCUAUGUGCCUCGGUAUAUAAUCAUGAAGAUGCAACUCAUCUGUUACAUGUUCAUCGUAUCAGUUAGUUUUGAUGAUGUUGGACAUGCUGAUUAAUAUUAUUACCAUCAUGGCCAGCCUUGCGCACCCAUUCACACAUUCAUUCAAUGUCUUAUAAUGUACGCCAGUGUUUCAGUGAAUGUAACUCAAUUUCACAUUGUGAAUUGACUUAAAGGAAAAUUACAGAUCAACACCAAGUGUGGUCUUAUACAAAAGAGUAUUUUUUAACAUUUACAAUAUGUUACUAAGAUGUACAUAGCUUGCUUGAAUGUUAAAUAUUUGCAAUAGAAUGUGCAGUUUUCAAAAGAAAUGGGGGGAUAAUUUCCUUUGUCUUCAACAGUCAGUUUAACAGACUUGGCGAUUGCAGAGAUCUUACUGGAGAUCAUGAUAUAGAAAUGUUUACGUACAAAAUGAUCACAAAUGAUGCAUUCUAAUUCAUAUUGGCAAAACCUGUAAAUUAAGCUUUGAGUUUAUUUUACAUACCAGCUAGAUGAUUGUUCAGCUCUAGAUACGCUUUUGAAUAUCCCUGCCUCCCACAAGUCCACUACACAUUCCACUUUGAAGAAUAUAUUGAUACCUGUGUGCUAAUUUGUCAGUGUGCUAAAACAAGUAUAAGAUCUAUAAAAAAAACAACAACAUUAAUUCUACAGUAUGCGACAUAUUUAUAAAAUGCAGUUUUGUCCUCGUACGAGUUAAGUACCUGUUAAUAUAUGUGUGUGCAAGUAUGUUUGUGCAAGUCUGUAUAUAUAAUUACCUAAAUUUAUAAAUAUAAAUAUAUACAUAUAUGUUUCUACAGUACAAAAUACAAAACCAUAUUUAUAGAUAUUGAUAG